CUCGCGGUCUCCCGUCGGCGUUGGCAGGCUCCUGCGGGGGGCGCUCUCUUUCGGCUUCCUCCCCAAGCCCCCCUCCCCGCCCCGACCGCCUCCAGCCCGCCUGCCGAUGGCGGGGAGCCCCGAUGGCUCCCUCUCCGCCCGCCCGGAGCCCCGGCAGCCUUAGGUGAACCCCGCCUCGGCCGGCGCAGGAGCAGCGGCGACGGCGGCAGCAGCAGCAGAGCCUCCGAGCUUUGUGCUGGCGGCGGCGGCGGCAAGGACGGGAGGGGGCCUGCCGGUGGCUCGGAUUGCGCCCGCCCGCCUUGGACGCCCGCAUCCCGGGCGGACCUCUCUCCCUCCGCAGCCCUCCUCCCCGCUCGGGAGCCUUAUGGGGGGUGGCAGGAAGCGCCUCUGCCCUUUCCUGCCUGCGGGGAGAACGCGGCGGCCGGGCUGGGCGCGCAGGCUCUGAGAGGCAGCCCCGGCACCAGCAACUGACCAGUGGCCUUUGCAGCAGCGGCGGCACCAGCAGCGGCGGCGGCGGCAGCCUGCCCCCCACCCCACUCCAAACAUGAGCCCCCCCUUGGGGAAAUAAGCUCCCUUUCCUCGGGGGCGCACGGAACGCCUUUCGCCCUCUUCCCCCACCCAUCGCAUCUCCCUUUCAAGCGCCCUCCGUCCGUCCGUCCCUCCCUCCGCCGGCCCGGUGCUUGGAGGCUUCUAUGAGUGUCCGCUUGGGGGGAGGCCAGCAGGAAGGUAGCCCCCCUCGCCCCCGCGGCGGCCCGGCUCCGGGAGGAGGAAGAGGAGGAGGACGAUGUCUUUGCGCACCGCGCUGGCGACGGGCAAUGAGCGCAAUGCCGAGACGGUGAGUCCCGUUUGUUUACCGGGCGCUGUGAGUGUGUGUGUGUGUGCGCGCGCGUGCAAGAACCGGUGGGGUGUGUGUGUAUGGGUGGGUGGACGGGGUGGGGUCGGGGUGCGCCGGUGGCCCCUCGUUUGGCCGGUGCGCGUGCGCGCCCGCUGGCUAGCCAGAUGGGGGGCUCGCUUUUGCGCCCCCAGCCACGGAGCUGGGCACUGCGGAAUGACUGGCAAAGGCAGGAACCUUCUCUCCACCCCACCCCCCACUGCCCCAUCCCCCAAUCACUAGGGCGGGCAGCAAAAAUCAUCACAGGCUUUUUUCUCCCAUCGAUCCGUUCCGGGACGGCUGAGCCAAGCCCGGCGUUGUUUUCCGGAGGCGGCUCUCGAGGUGACCCACCGGGCCCGGCUUCUUGGAUCUCUCUCUCCGGGGGAUGGAGCGCGCGACCCCGAGACCUCCUUCACCCUCUUCUGAUGCGGCCUGAAAACACGGGUGGAUAAGCCGCAGGGGGAGGGAGGGGGGGAUACCUCACCCUCCUAACAUUCUCCCUCGAUUUGGCAAAGGAUCCGCCCGCGAGGAAGGCCUGAUGCCAUUGGGAUGGGCAUCGUGCCCAGCCCUGAAUGCCCGUUUUGCUUCCUCUGGCCUGCUGUUGUUAGGUAACAUUUGGGUCUGGCAGCCAGGAGGUUUGGUGGCUCUGGGUUGCGGUGGUGCCUGCCGGUCAGUCGGGCAGGGUGGGCUUUCUCCCAUGCGCACACCCCCCAGGUGGGCAGUCAGUAGGGGAUAUUCGCGCGGCUGGUUGGCAGAGCCCCAGAGAGAUGCACCUGUGUGUGCAGGGGGGGUCCUCUCUGAGAAGGCAAGGGGGUUCUCCUAAUCUCUGCAGAGCUCCAUGCGGCGGCGGCUCAUUUUGAUGUGAUUCAAAGGGCCUUUGGCUGCUGUCCGUGGGGCCCCGGAGGGCAAUCCUUUGUCAGCCAUGGAGGGUUUAAGUGGGUGCUUUGGAGGCAACGUGCAGACACUCAGGCUGGGGCCUGUGUUCAGGAUCCAGGUCCCGUCCCGUCCCCCCCCGCCAUGCCAGAAGGCCCUUACACAGUGGCAGGCCUACACAGAGAGGAAGCAAGCUGUGAAGUCGAGGGAUUCUCAGCCUUCAUUCAUCUGCCUGUUGUGAACCCCCAAAAACAGCACACCAAAGGCACCCCGGAGAUUACAAGAGGAACGUUUUCCAAGCCAAUUUGUUCAGAGUGCUUGGUCUUUCUGCUCUGGGGGAAACGCUCUGUUCCAAAAUAUUAUUCUUCAAGGCUGCAAGAUGGAUGGCUACUUGGUGGAUAUUGUGUGGAGCUCUGAAUGGCCACAUAUUGACCCACAAGGUUCACACCUCCCACACACAGCUGGCAGUAGUCCCUCCCUCUGCCAAAAUAUGCCCAGUGGCACUACCAGAAUCCUUCAUCAUGGCCAGCUCUACAUCUUACUCUGAAUAUUAGGCAUUUGGCCUUCCGGAAAUUUAACACACGCAUGCACACACAAGUACCUAGCCCUUAUGAUGGCUUAGAUAAGCCAGGAAACGGAAUACAUAGCUUGAGAUCCCGGGCGCUGCAGUGUGUUUGGGUGAGAAAGCUCAGGGUGGCAGCGGCUGUUCGGGGGGGGGGGUGAGUUUCUCCUUCCCCUCCACCCGUGUGGAGCACAGGGUCCUGGGACAGGAGUCCAGAGCAGCCUUUCUCAACCUGUGGGUCCCCAGAUGUUGUUGAACCACAACUCCCAUCACCCCUAGCUAGCAAGGCCAGAGCUCAGGGAUGAUGGGAGUUGUAGUCCAACAUCUGGGGACCCACAGGUUGAGAACUGCUGGUCUAGAGGCACCUUCCUUUAGCGCAGGGGGUGAGAGAGGGCCGCCCCAGGUUAUAAGAACAUAAGAAGAGACAGGUGCUGGAUUAGGCCAGUGACUCACCCCCGUCCAGCUUACUGUUUUGACUGUGGCCAGCCAGGUGUGUCUCCUGGAAAACUCUCGAGCACAACUACAACUUUGGAGGUGUUUUUAAGCAGAGGUUAGAUGGCCGCAGGUGGUGCUGUGGGUUAAACCACAGAGCCUAGGACUUCCCGAUCAGAAGGUCGGCGGUUCGAAUCCCCAGGACGGGGUGAGCUCCCGUUGCUCGGUCCCUGCUCCUGCCAACCUAGCAGUUCGAAAGCACAUCAAAGUGCAAGUAGAUAAAUAGGGACCACUCCAGCGGGAAGGUAAACGGCAUUUCCGUGCGCUGCUCUGGUUCGCCAGAAGCAGCAUAGUCAUGCUGGCCACAUGACCCGGAAGCUGUACGCCGGCUCCCUCGGCCAGUAAAGCGAGAUGAGCGCCGCAACCCUAGAGUCGGCCACGACUGGACCUAAUGGUCAGAGGUCCCUUUACCUUUACCUUUACCUUUAGAUGGCCGCCUGUCGUGUAUGAUCUAGCUGAGAUCCCUGCAUUUCAGGGGGUUGGACUAGAUGACCCCUGGCGUCCCUUCCAGUGCCACAGUUCUGUGAUUCCAUGGCAUAACUUUCACUGAUCUUGGAAUGAAUUGCUUUGGGGUUAGGGGCUGGGAGGGGGGCACAGACCUAACAACAGUUCUCAUGGAUAGAGGGGUGAGAGAAGGAACCCCCGACAAUUUCUGCUCUUUUAAUACAACAACCCCAGUCUUAAAGCAUACGCUUUUGUUCUUACCCAGAAGUAAGUCCACUGGGUCUUACGACCAAAAAAGUAUACAAUAGGUUCUGGUUUUCGACUUUAAAAAUCUCAGGUGAGCCACGGGCUUCCUGGGCAUGUCUCUCUCAGCCUCAGUUCCCCAGCGUGCGAAAAUCGUAACGUGAGCGGCCUACCUCGCAGGCUUGUGGCAGGAAGGGACUGGAAGGGCUGUCGCUCAGUGCUUGGCGUGCAAAGGGUCCCUGGCAGCAUCUCUGGGUAGGGCUGGGAGAGAGAGCCCUUGCCUGAAACCCCCGGAGAGCCCAUCUAAUCAAUCAAGAGGGACAGAGAUGAGCCAGUGGUCCAAUUCAGCGUGAGGCGGCUUCCUCCGUUCCUCAAGAAGGAAGCGUCAUUGGCCAGGCAAGCCGCAAAUGUACAUGGUGAUGAUAAUGAAGAUAGCAGUAAUAGAAGAAAUCUGUUAUCCAGUCUGAUAGGCGUGUGAUUCCAGUUGCAUCUGGCAUGCAUGAGAGGGGGGGGGGGGAAGGCCUGUCUUCCUUCUCCCCCAGACGGUUCAUUGUGAAAUCCAGCUCUUCAGCCGUCAUGGCCCACGUGGCUUUGAACGCACAGGUGAGACCGGCUCCCAACCCAAACAACGCUAGUUCACACCUUUGCUGUUGUCAUCGGAGGCAUUUCAGGAUCUCGGGCCCCACCCUGUGCUGCUGCUGCUGCGGCGGCGGCUGUUGUUAGCCGUUCUCGCCAACAACAAGAGCUCUUCUCUGUUGCAACCACCAUCACUGCUGUGUUUCCAUGGAAGCGAAAUCCUUGCCACGGCAGCCACGUGGGCCUCGCCCCACAGCCCGUCCUCAGUGGCAGCCACGCUCAAACUCGCAGGGCGGUGGCGAGGAGAAGGGUGCCUCUGAGCAUGCGCAAAGCCCUCACUGCCGAGCUCGUCUCUGCCCGCCUGAGUUGGGGGCUUGGGGGCUCUGCAGAAACAAUCCCUGCGGGUCCCAAAGGACAGCACUGGCCACCGAUGCGGAUGGCUUUGAAAGCGGAUUGGGCAAGUUAAUGGAGGACAGGGCUAUGGUUUUCUCAGGUUUUGGGGUGGCGCUGUAGAGAAGAUGCAGUCCUGGUCCUUGCGGUUGGCAGGCGUUGCGAAGCCAGGAUGAGGCCUUUUCUUCUGCCAGAAUCAAGGGAGUGGGAACUUCCUCCUCUGUUUCAACAGCUCUGAGGCUCAAACCUUGAGAUGCAGCCAUUGACCUCAAGGAACCUCAGCUGGAGAAUAUUUCUCUCCCCGCUGACCCAUAGACCGCGGCAUGGCUGCCCACUGCUAGCGCUGACCUGCUCCUGACAUAUUUGGUUUAUCCUCCUGGCCUACUUCGCAUGGUUGUUGUAAGCAUUCCGGCGGUGGUUACGUGAAGUCUUUUACACGCGCAGAAACUGAGCAUGAAGAAGAUUAUGAUGAUGGAUCAGCGUAGGGGGCAUGUGCAAGGGCCUCCCCAGAAUUUCUUUGACCUCCCAGCCAGCAGGGAGUUGUAGUACAUCUAGAGGGUGCAGGGUUGGGGAAAUCUGAUGUCAGAUUUCUGAUGUCAACCACUGAGCCUAGGGCUUGCCGAUCGGAAGGUCGGCGGUUCAAAUCCCCGCAACGGGGUGAGCUCCCGUUGCUCGGUCCCUGCUCCUGCCAACCUAGCAGUUCGAAAGCACGUCAAAGUGCAAGUAGAUAAAUAGGUACCGUUCCGGUGGGAAGGUAAACGGCGUUUCUGUGUGCUGUUCUGGUUUCGCCAGAAACGGCUUAGUCCUGCUGGCCACAUGACCCGGAAAAACUGCGGACAAACGCUGGCUCCCUCGGCCAGUAAAACUAGAUGAGCACCACAACCCCAGAGUCGUUCGCGACUGGACUUAACUGUCAUGGGUCCUUUACCUUUAAUGUCUCUCAGCACCCUCAACAAAACUGCACUUCCCACGAUCCUUUGGGGGGAAGCGAGCCAUGGCUGUUUUGAAGUGGUGUCGUUGUGCUUUAAAGGCAUGGUGUGAAUGUGGCCGUAGACUGAGGGCAACCCACAACUGCUGCCUGCCUGUGCGCUGGGUCCUUAGCCUUGUUCCCUUGGUGGUGCAUUUAUAUGCCGCUUUGUGCCAAAAUCUCCGUGCCUCCCUUCUCCAACGAGGCGGUCGCUGUGUUGCGCUGAGUGUCGGCAACCUCCCCGCAGCGAGAGGUGACCCGAGUGCCAUACCGGUUUCUCUUGAAAUUGCAGCUGGUUUUGCGGCCUCUGCGUGCAGUUGUCUUUCGGGGUGAGGUGUCAGGGCAGGGCCCUGUUUCCUGGCCGGCCUCCCUGCUCUGUUGAUCUUCCUGAAUGAAGAAGCCGAUAGCAUUUCAUCAGUUCGGCGGAAAGCACAGCUCUCCUCCCACAACCUCGGCCAGACGCUUUGGCCGACUACCCCCCAAAUCCGCUGGGCUCCUGUUGCGGCUUGAGGGCUCCCUCUGCACGGAAACAUCCGCGGCUGUCUGGGCAGGAGAAAGCCGGAUCCUGCCCCAAGGAGACUGGAAUCCUGCGCUCAGCAGAAAUCGCGUGAGUCAAGGGAACUUAAUGGGGCCUGUUUGUUUGCUCCAGGGUUUCCCCUUUUAAUAACUGCGACGGCUUCGUAAGGAAAGCAAACCUGUACUUUUAGUUUAUUUAUUUUUUUAAAGGUGUCUCAAAAGUGGGGGCCGUUUUGAUCCCCAAGGAAAGCCCAGGGUAAAAGCGUACCUUUUUACUGGGACAGCUUAGAUUGGUGUGAGAACAUCUCAGCCCUUGAGUUGUGUUUUCCUUGGGAAGGAUGCCAAUGUUUAUAUCUCCAAAGCUAUACAAAUAUAUAUAAUUUCAGCCUUGUCUUUGCGUCUCCGAAAAAGCCAGGAGCUUUUCAAACUUUGAGCGUCGGCCGGAAUGUCUCAUCCAAGUCUUGGGAUUUGCUAGGUGACCUUUGAGUAUCACGCUGCCUCUUGAACCUCGAUCUGCAAUGUUGGCAAGGCUCCUGGACUACCCUCCAGGGCUCUACGGAGACCGUGGUGGUGUUUGUGAAGUAUGUUGAAUGCUGUGGAGUGCUCGAUGAACGCUGAAUGUGCUUGGCCUAAUCUGUGCUUCGUUCUCCAGUCCCAACCUGGUUAUUGAGUUUGGGGUGGGUUUAAAAACUCAGCAGCAACCAUGGCAGUGGAGCGGUGGUGUUGUUUAGUCAUUUAGUCGUGUCCGACUCUUCGUGACCCCCUGGACCAGAGCACGCCAGGCACUCCUGUCUUCCACUGCCUCCCGCAGUUUGGUCAAACUCAUGUUUGUAGCUUCGAGAACACUGUCCCACCAUCUCGUCCUCUGCUGUCCCCUUCUCCUUGUGCCCUCCAUCUUUCCCAACAUCAGGGUCUUUUCCAGGGAGUCUUCUCUUCUCCUGAGGUGCCCAAAGUCUUGGAGCCUCAGCUUCAGGAUCUGUCCUUCCAGUGAGCACUCAGGGCUGAUUUCCUUCAGAAUGGAGAGGUUUGAUCUUCUGGCAGUCCAUGGGACUCUCAAGAGUCUCCUCCAGCACCAGAAUUCAAAAGCGUCAAUUCUUCAGCGAUCAGCCUUCUUUAUGGUCCAGCUCUCACUUCCAUACAUCACUACUGGGAAAACCAUAGCUUUUACUAUACGGACCUUUGUUGGCAAGGUGAUGUCUCUGCUUUUUAAGAUGCUGUCUAGGUUUGCCAUCGCCUUUCUCCCAAGGAGCAGGCGUCUUUUAAUUUCGUGGCUGCUGUCACCAUCUGCAGUGAUCGGAGCGGUGUUAGAAACUCAAAUAUAUAAGCUAGGAGCCAUCUGGCUCCUUAAACCAAGGUUGCAGUUGCCAAAAAUGGAAUGUCUAGUUGCCAUUUAAGGGCAAGACGGCUCUCAAUUCUUAUUUUUUGAAUGAUGGACUGACUGUGAUUUAUUCUCAGUUAAACAUCUGGCUAGUUCAGAUGACAACCUUGAACUAGGGCACAAACUUUGAGAACUUAAAGAGGAAAAUCACUUCAUCCAGGGACAGUCCACAUAGAUAUUGGCCUAUUCCAACCUCUUUUUCUUGAUGGCAACUGCUCCUGCUCAGGCUGCACAGAAAAAGCAAUAUGGUUCCAGAAAUUCAUUCCAGUUGUGCAGAUAAUAUGUAACUGAUACAAUUCUACAGGAUAGGGUAUUAGUGUGUGCAAACAGUCCAGAUCCAAUGGUCGCCAGAUGGUGGAGAUGUUGGGCACUAUCCUGGCGCCCAGGCAUCUUCACUUGGUCCCAAGUGAUCAAGGGUAAAGGUAAAUCAUUAGGUCCAGUCGUGACCGACUCUGGGGUUGUGUGCUCAUCUCGCUCUAUAGGCCGAGGGAGCCGGCGUUUGUCCACAGACAGCUUCCGGGUCAUGUGGCCAGCAUGACUAAGCCGCUUCUGGCGAACCAGAGCAGCGCACGGAAACGCCGUUUACCUUCCCACCAGAGCUGUACCUAUUUAUCUACUUGCACUUUGACGUGCUUUCGAACUGCUAGGGUGGCAGAAGCAGGGACUGAGCAACGGGAGCUCACUCCGUCGCGGGGAUUCGAACCGCCGACCUUCUGAUUGGCAAGCCCUAGGCUCUGUGGUUUAACCCACAGCGCCACCCAAAAGCCAGGUGCAAAAUGCGUCUGGUGCCUGGCUAAUUUUGAACACUGCAGUGAAGUAAGAAUGGAGGACUCAGUACAUCACUGGGCAUGGCUGUUUGGGGCUGGGGCUUUGAGGGCAAAGUUUACUACGAGGGAAUAAUCAGGAAACUGUGGUGGCUUGGCUUGGCAAAGGGCAGGUGUGGCCUGUCAGUUUCUGAGCAUCUCCGCUUGUGUCUAGAGCAGAGACAGAUUUUUGUGGAGCUCGGCCUAUUCGCCUACACCGGGUGCUGAGCCGAAAGGGCGCUGCGACAAUGAUGUGGAAUGGAAGUCGAGAGGCAGGGGGUUGCCGAAUUUUGGCGUCUCACAGGGCGCUGCUGAAAUUUGAAAGCCCAAAGUCUGGCACUGUCCAGAGCUGUGUUCUAGGCAAAGUGUCACAGAGAUUAGGCUAAGAAGCACCAGUCUGAAACUGAAGAGGGGUAGGUGUCGCGCAGACUGUGUGUGUUGCCAACACAUAGUUAAUCUGUGGGACUCCCUCCCACUGGAGGCAGGGAUGGCCCCUAAUGUGGAUGGCUUUAAAAGAGGAUAGGACAGGGAGGAGAGUGGAAUUGGUGUCAACCAGCCAUAAUGGCUCUGCUCUGUCAGAGGCAGCGAUGUUUCCGAAUCCCUGUUGCUGGAAAGCACAGAAGGGGAGCGUUCCUCUUGUGCACGAACGCUGCUUCCUGGUUUCCCACAUCUGAAUCCUAGGCUCCAUGGGCCAUGUGCAGGAUCUUCUUACGUUCUUAAUGCUCAGUUCAAGUUCAGCUCCACCACCCCCUUCCUGGAAGAUGCCAGGACCGUGGAGAAGGAGAGAUCCCCUUCUGCGUUGUGUGAGGACCAAAAAGCUUCCUGAGCCAGCCCUCUCCUUCUCUGGGGUCCUUGCCCAUCCCCUUGGCUGCCAGGGGAAGAUCCAUCAGAUCCACCUGAACCUUGCAAUCCCCACCUGCUUUCUCCCUGCCUGAAUUGCCCAACCUGUAUAUCUUUCAGUCAAGUUACCUGUGAUUUGGCUUGGACUUGAUGAGCCUCAGGAACCCCAUUCUGCUGCUCCAUGAUUCUACGUUAGUGGAAGCUGUUUGAGUCGAUUCCGCGGCCUUUUCCAAUGUUUUGUGCCACGUCUAAUGUGCAUUUGGUUGUGUUGUUGUUUUUUGAAUUUCACACAGUGCAGCGCCUUCAAUCCUUCUCUGCCUCGCCUUGAGCAGAUUCUAAAUGAAUAAAUCCCCUCUCUCUCGCAUGCAACACAAAAGCAGCCUCCUCUUUGCACACCUGUGUGUGUGUGUGUUUUCGUCCGUCCCCUGCUGGCACCCAGCACAUCCCCUCGCCUUGCCCUCCGUUCCUUGUGGCGCACGGCGUGUUGUGUUCCAGUGCAUUAUUGAUGGGCUUUGAGGUGGAGGUUGCAGAGGAGAGUGGGGGGGUGGGCUGUGUGUGGUGCUAGGCCCCCCCCCUUUGCUAGCCUGACAGGCGUCCUUCCUCGACGUCCCACAAUGCAGCGAGGCAUUCCUGAAUAGCCUCCCGUGGGAAUGCAGAGCAAGCUUUUCAGAAAGGCCAGGCUGCGACAGCGAGCAUGUUAACAACACCAACUCUCCCACCCCCCCCCAAAAAAUCUUUUCCAGGCGGCACAAAAACCCACAAACUCCAAGAUGUGUUUUUUUUCCAGGGCUUGUGCGCCAGAUAAAUUUGGAAGCAGGUUCUCUCACCCCCUCCCUGUCACCUGCCUCCGUCUCCGGAACUAAAUUUGCCCUUUCCUUGCUGGGGAGCGAGCCAGAUUCCUGGUCUGCGCACCCCCCUGGAGACCCAGCAAGUUGCAUCCCAGAAUGCAUUGCUGCCGGCCAGCGCCGUCUCCUCUGGUUCACGUUGGCACCUGUUGACCAGGGCGCUUAAUUUGGGGAGAUCUCUAAUUCUUCCCAGUGAGUCUCUCUGUCUCUCUCUCCUUUAUUUUGAAAAAGUAAAAAAACAACCCGAAACCACCAAAAUAAGUAAUUGGGAGUCUGGAGCUUUGAUUUGGGCUGAGUUUGGCCUCUUUUGAGUAAGCCAAGGCAUGGGGCACUCCCAGAAAGAAAGAACACCUGCCUGGGUGGGAAAGGGGGCUUUUGGCUGAAUCUUAGCAGAGUCCCCUUUCGGGAAUCGCACCUGUUUUUGCUGGGAAGCGAUUCUGGUUCGAGAUGGCAAGAGACAUGGAUGGUGUCGGUUUGUUUGUUUUUUUGCUCUUGUUUCCCACUUUCUUCUCCAAAGAGCUCAAGAUUGGCGUACGUGGUUCUUCUCCCCCCUCCUCAUAUACAGUGGUACUUCGGGUUAAGUACUUAAUUCGUUCCGGAGGUCCGUUCUUAACCUGAAACUGUUCUUAACCUGAAACACCACUUUAGCUAAUGGGGCCUCCUGCUGCCGCCACACCACCGGAGCACGAUUUCUGUUCUUAUCCUGAAGCAAAGUUCUUAACCUGAAGCACUAUUUCUAGGUUAGCAGAGUCUGUAACCUGAAGCGUAUGUAACCUGAAGCGCAUGUAACCCGAGGUACCACUGUAGAUUAUGAGGGGGAGAUUUGAGGGAUGAAAUAGCAUUUCGGUCAGGCCAAGUACCCCCACCAAUUAACCUGUGAAUGCCUCCCUCCUGCCAUCCUCAACCUGGUACCUGUGGAGAAGGGCAUGAAGGCGUCGUUCUUCUUAAAGCGACCCUCUUCGUCCAAGAAGUGGGAUGGGUUGAAGUUCUCGGGGUCACUGAAGCACUCGGGGUCUUUCAGCACAGAGGUCAGCAAGGGAAUGACAUCCGUGCCCUAGAGGCAGGUGAGAGAAGGAAGGACAGAAGUGGGUCGGGAUCUGCCACAGCCUUAACUCAGAAGGCAACUGGAAGCCUCUUCAAGGUAAAGGUAAAGGGACCCCUGACCAUUAGGUCCAGUCGUGACCGACGCUGGGGUUGCGGUGCUCAUCUUUCUUUACUGGCCGAGGGAGCCGGCGUACAGCUUCCGGGUCAUGUGGCCAGCAGGACUAAGCCGCUUCUGGCGAACCAGAGCAGCGCACGGAAACGUUUACCUUCCCGCUGGAGCGGUACCUAUUUAUCUACUUGCACUUUGACGUGCUUUCAAACUACAAGGUUGGCAGGAGCUGCGACCGAGCAACGGGAGCUCACCCCGUUGCAGGGAUUCGAACCGCCGACCUUCUGAUUGGCAAGUCCUAGGCUCUGUGGUUUAACCCACAGCGCCCCCCGCGUCCCAUUAAAGUAUUAAUUAAAGAGAUUAAGUAAAAUAGUAAAAGGGCAAAAGAAAGGUGAUAUAUAAGAGUUUGGCACUAUUAACCGCUGCACCACCGUUUGGAAGAAGAGGAUGUACAGGAAAACACAUAACCAGCUCUGUCGAAAACAGAUGAAACUAGGAAUGUAGGAAUUUGCCUUAUACUGAGUACACCAUUGGUCCACAUUGAUGUGUACACUGACGGGCAGCAGAGGCGCUCCAGGAUUUGAGGCAGGGAGGCUCUGCCAGCCCUGCCGGGAGAGGCCAACGGGGUUUGAACCCGGACCUUCUACUUGCAAGGGAGAUUCUGUGUCACUCGGCCAUGUACCUUCACCUCGAAUACCAGGUGGACUUAAAAUCCACCAUGCCAUCUGCACUGCCUGUGUUUCCGCUGAGAUUUAGGUAUGUGUCCUGCUUGUUGUUGCUGGACAGAUAGCCUGUAAAUGUUGGCAUAGGCCAAAUACUAUAUAUAUAUACAGUAGUACCACCCAGAAGCAAACGUAACUAGCAAAGGCACGUCUGCGCACAUGCGCGUCACUUUUCGCCGCUUCUAUGCAUGUGCGUAACGUCAUUUUGAGUGUCUGCGCAUGCGCAAGCGGCAAAACCUGGAAGUAAUGCGCUCUGUUACUUCCGGGUUGCGGCGGAGCGCAACUCGAACGCGCUCAACAUGAAGCAUAUUCCUGUUUUAUUCCCUGUUUUAUUCUCGCAGCAACAAUUUGAGGAAGUUUAUGUUGAGAGAGUUUUUGUAUAUAUAGUGUUUAUACACACACACACACACACACACACACACACUCUCUCUCACAGUGGUACCUUGGGUUACAGACGCUUCAGGUUACAGACUCCACUAACCCAGAAAUAGUACCUCAGGUUAAGAACUUUGCUUCAGGAUGAGAACAGAAAUCGCGGUGCGGCGGCAGCAGGAGGCCCCAUUAGCUAAAGUGGUACCUCAAGUUAAGAACAGUUUCAGGUUAAGAAUGGACCUCCAGAACGAAUUAAGUACUUAACCCGAGGUUACAAUUUGAGGAAGUAUAUGUUGAGAGACUGAAGCAGGGAUUCGAAUUCAGGCCUCUCCAGUCCUAGACCAGCGCUCUAACCACUGCUACGGCUUUCUUGGGUAAGUCCUCCUAUCAGCUUGUGAAGCCAGAGCUCUGUGAUCCAGGGAACAACUCCUUGUUGCCAAAUGGAGUAUGCAGAGAUACCAAAGGGCUUAGUUCUUAAGGGCUUCAGCAGGGGUACAAAAACAUUUGCAAACUUCAGGGCCUGAGCAGAGAUUAAAGAGCAGCAGGAGGAGGCACUGCUAACUCUGGUUUUUUUUUACACAUGCCCCACAAACUUUUAUGCACUUCCUACUCUCUUUAGCCACCUCCCCCACAUUUCCUGUCUGCCCCCCACCAGCCUGAACUUCUGUAAUUCUAGUUCACAGCCUACUUCAGUGCCGAAAUGAUCAGUGUGUAGUUAACCCGUGGAACUCCCUCCCACUGGAGGCAGCGAUGGCUACCCGCCUGGAUGGCUUUAAAAGAGGACCGGGCAAAUUCACAGAGGAGGAGAGAGCUAAUCCAGUGUCCGCUUGCCAGGAUGGCUCUGCUCUGACUCUGCGGCCGGAGGCAGCAGUUGCAGGAAACCACAGGAGGAGGGGAGACUUGUGUUCGAAUCCUGCUUGAGGGUUCCCCAUGAUGGGCAUCUGGUUGGCCACAGUGAGAACUAGAUGGUCCCCCUUUGGCCUGAUCCAGUGGGAGAGGAGAUGGAGGCGUGGAAGGCAGGGUUAUUAAUAGCUCCUGGUCAUGAUGGCCGCCAGGAUCAAAGCAGUGCUAGGAACCCCAAUAUUAAAGCUAGGUUAUGGUCAACGCAACAGAAUAUCUGUUCGCCAGGGGGUUGGACUAGAUGACUCGCUGGGUCCCUUCCAACACGCUGACCACUGCACCAACCGACUAGCUAGGUCAGGGGUUGGCAACCUAAGACCUGGGGGCUAGAUGCGGCCCAAUCGCCUCCUCAGUCCGGCCUGCGGACGGUCCACGAAUCAGCAUGUUUUUACAUGAGUAGAACGUGUGCUUUUAUUUAAAAUGCAUCUCUGGGUUAUUUGUGGGGCAUAGGGAUUCGUUCAUUUCCCCCCCCAAAAUAUAGUCUGGCCCACCAAAUGGUCUGAGGGAUGGUGGACCGGCCCACGGCUGAAAAAGGUUGCUGACCCCUGAGCUAGGCCUUUGGUCUGAUCCAUCUUCUGGACUCUUCUUGAAGUCCUGUCAGGGUUUGGAGAGCAUCAUAGGCACCUGCAGCCCUCAGUUUCCUUCUCCCAAUCUAGGGUUUUUUUUACUUGAAGGAACUGAAAAGUAAUUGACAGGUGCCACUUGCAAUGAGAAAGUAACGUGGGGUGCACAUUCUGCCCGGACGCUGAGGUCCAGCGCUGAGGGCCUUCUGGCGGUUCCCUCAUUGUGAGAAGCAAAGCUAUAGGGAACCAGGCAGAGGGCCUUCUCGGUGGUGACACCCACCCUGUGGAAUGCCCUCCCUUCAGAUGUCAAGAAAAUAAACAACUUUCUGACUUUUAGAAGACAUCUGAAGGCAGCCCUGUACAGGGAAGUUUUUAAUGUCUGACAUUUUAGUGUAUUUUUGGUCUCUGUGGAAGCCGCCCAGAGUGGCUGGGGAAACCCAGCCAGAUGGGCGGGGUACAAAAAAUAAAUGAUGAUGAUGAUGAUGAUUAUGAAGUUCACUGUGCAGAAUGGAGCAGGCUUUUGGUGGUUCCAAUUUUUUAAAAUCAUUUUUAUUAAUAUUCCAGUUAAAAACAUCCAAUUAAUAUAUCCACUCAUAAUCCAAUUAAAAUAAAAAACUAAAAUAAAAAAGACCAAAUUAUAAUUAUUGAUUUUUCGGAGCUCCCCAUAGUCUGGACCUCUGAAGCAUAUCUCCACAUCUCAGUCCUGUCUCUCCUUGGUGGUUGCAAGUUACCCCACUUAAUUUAUGGCUUUGGGGAGUACUGCCGUGGGCACCAAAGGCGGCACCUCCUGGCCCCCAGACAAGUUGCCAUCUUAUCAGCCGCUUCCUCCCAAAGCAAUCUCCGCUGCCCCAGAGCACGGUGCGUAAUGGGUCACAGAAAGGCGCUUUGUUCUCAUUGGAAACAAGUAAACCGAAGAGUUGCGCAUCGUUGAGGCUGCUUCUUCCCAGAAAACCUUCACUGCUGGUGGGAAAAUGGUCUCUUGAAACCCCCCAGGGCCCGUCGGCUGAGCAAAAUGCAAAGCGUAGUGUGGCCUUCUGCAUCACAGAGAGAAUCUCUUAUGCUCCCCCCGCCCCAAAAAAAUCCCAGGCAAGCAGAAAAAAAGGCGAGGUUAUUUAUUUAUUUCUGUAUUGCAUUUAUAGCCCACUUCCCCCCCUCCAAGGAGCUCAAGGUGAGCGCACAUCGCUCCCCUCCUCCCCAUGACAUUCUCACAACAACCCUGUGAGGUAGGUUAGGCUGAGAGAUGCAGUGACGGGCAUCACCUAGGCCACCCAGUCAGUUUCAUGGCCUAAAUUGUGCGUGGGGCAGGAUUUGAACUCUGCUCUCUCCCAAGUCCUAGUCCGACUCUAACCACUGCCCCACACUGGCUCUCAGUGGCUGGUAGGCUGUGCCCGGCUUGGUGGGCACCACCUUGGGCAGGCCUGGGUACAGUCAUACCUCAGGUUACAGCUGCUUCAGGUUGCGUUUUUUCGGGUUGCGGACUGCCGAAACCUGGAAGUACCAGAAUGGGUUACAGUGGUGUCCCGCAAGACGAAUGCCUCGCAAGACGAAAAACUCGCUAGACGAAAGGGUUUUGCGUUUUUUGAGUCGUUCCGCAAGACGAAUUUCCCUAUGGGCUUGCUUCGCAAGACGAAACGUCUUGCGAGUUCUUGCGAGUUUGUUUCCUUUUUCUUAAAGCCGCUAAGCCAUUAAUAGCCGCUAAUAGCCGCUAAGCCGCUAAUAGCCGUGCUUCGCAAGACGAAAAAACCGCAAGACGAAGAGACUCGCGGAACGGAUUAAUUUCGUCUUGCGAGGCACCACUGUACUUCUGGGUUUCGGUGGUUGCGCAUGUGCAGAAGCGCUAAAUCACACUUUGCACAUGCGCAGAGGUGCCGAAUCGCAACCCACGCAUGUGCAGACUCAGGUUGUCCACUGUAUUGGUAAAGGGGCAGGUGUCUCAGGCCAUGCACAGAGGUAAUAGAAUCAUCGAAUUGUACGUUUGGAAGGGUCCCCAAGGGACAUCUAGUCCAGCCCGCAGGAAUCUCAGACAGAUGGCCAUCCUCCCUCUGCUUAAAAACAUUCCCACGAAGUCCAUUUCCCUGUCCAACAGACUCCCUCGGAAGGUAGUCUUCUCCCUCCCAAGACAGCCACCAAGGACAGACUCCGCACCACCAGACAAAUUAGAUGUAGCUGAGAUUUCGGAACAGGUGUAGGCCCCGGUACCUCCCUCUGGGGACUCAGUGGCUGAACAGCUGCUUGGCAUGUAGAAAGCCACAAACUCGAACUCUGGCAUUUGUAGUGAUGCAAUCUCACUUUGCAAGUCUGGCAAAGACCCUCCAUCUGCAAGAGACCCCAUGGAGCCUGUGGGAGCAAGCAGUUCUGGACUUGAUGGACCAGUGGUACGAGUCAGUAUGACAACAGCAACACAGCUAUCCCUGCUCUGUUUAGCUGGUAGGGUCAUAGUCUAUUAUUAUUAUUAUUAUUAUUAUUAUUAUUAUUAUUAGAACAGGACACUCUAGCGCAAGUUAUCUCAUUAGUUAUCUCUCGCUCUAAUGCGAGUUAUCUCAUUAGUUAUCUCUCGCUUGGACUACUGCAAUUCGCUCUAUGUGGGGCUACCUUUGAAGGUGACUCGGAAACUACAACUAAUCAAGAAUGCGGCAGCUAGACUGGUGACUGGGAGAGGCCACCGAGACCACAUAACAUCGGUCCUGAGACCACCUAUAUUGGCUCCCAGUACGUUUCCGAGUACAAUUCAAAGUGUUGGCGCUGACCUUUAAAGCCCUAAACGGCCUCGGUCCAGUAUACCUGAAGGAGCGUCUCCACCUCCAUCGUUCUGCCUGGACACUGAGGUCCAGCACCGAGGGCCUUCUGGCGGUUCCCUCACUACGAGAAGCCAAGUUACAGGAAACCAGGCAGAGGGCUUUCUCGGUUGUGGCACCCACCCUGUGGAAUGCCCUUCCAUCAGAUGUCAAGGAAAUAAACAACUAUUUGACUUUUAGAAGACAUCUGAAGGCAGCCCUGUUUAGGGAAACUUUAAUGGUUAAUUGUUGUUGUUUAGUCGUGUCCGCCUCUUCGUGACCCCCUGGACCAGAGCACGCCAGGCACUCCUGUCUUCCACUGCCUCCCGCAGUUUGGUCAAACUCAUGCUGGUAGCUUCGAGAACACUGUCCCACCAUCUUGUCCUCUGCCAUCCCCUUCUCCUUGUGCCCUCAGUCUAAUAGGUUAUUGUAUUUUAGUGUUCUGCUGGAAGCUGCCCAGAGUGGCUGGGGAAACCCAGCUGGAUGGGUGGGGUAUAAAUAAUAAAUUAUUAUUUUUAUUAUAAUGGAACCUCCAGGUCCAGAGGAAGUCUAGAUAGACUUAUUCUGGACCUGGAGGUUCCAUCAUAAUAUAGUUCUAGGCUCUUAGGGGUAUUUGGCCACUGUGAGAAAGGGAUGCUGGAGUAGCAGCCAGGCUCUUUGUGGGUUCUUAGGCCAAGGAGAACGGCUGUUCUCUCUCGGGUUCAUCAGCACCUGCCCUCCCGAUAGGCCCAUGGCAAGAGGGGCGCACGCCCUGAGCUCAGGAUCGGCUCUAUGAACCAUCAGCGGAGGAAGAUGCUGCCGUUCUUUCCCCAGGAAGGAGCUGCUAGCUGCAGAGUUUUACGGUGGGGGGGGGGUUCCCCAGGAGACUGCAGCGAGUUUUCGGGGAGCUCAGAGAGGUCGUGGCCGCAGCUGCCACAACCAGUGGAGCCGUCCUGGCAGUGGUCUUAAGAACCACCCUUGUGCAGUUAAGAGGCUGCCGGCUGGGUGCACGGCUAGGUGACCUGUGUGAUGCAAAGGCUUCCUUCCUUGUACCUUUGUGUGAUGUUACUGACCUCUGAAUGCUCCCCAGUCCCCACCCUGUUUCUCUGCCACCUGCAAAAGCAGCAACACCAGCCAGUUGCAGCUGUCACGAUGGCUUGAUUCUGCCAAGCCCUGCCUUAAGCUGCCCUUGCAAGAGCUGAGGUGCGUGGCUGCUCAGGAUUAGCAAAGUUGCUUCGCAAGUGAGCCUUGUGCUGGCUGUUAGGUAUAUGCAGAGAGAGAGAGGUGGACUUAAAACACAAGGAAAUAAAAAGUCACUCUCCAGUGUAUCUGCCAGUCACCGAUUUAUCCAGCUCAAUUUACUUCGCGGUCGAUACACAAAUAUGUCACUGUGACUUAAUACACAACAAUUGCCUUUUUAAGAAAGUGAGAUUUCAGAAUCUCUGGCUUUAAGUGUUGCUUUACAUGAUUAUGUGUAUUUCCCCCCCUAGCAUUUUUAAUGAUGAUGUAACAGAAGCCGCGGGACGCGGGUGGCACUGUGGGUUAAACCACAGAGCCUAGGACUUGCCGAUCAGAAGGUCGGCGGUUCAAAUCCCCGCGACAGGGUGAGCUCCCAUUGCUCGGUCCCUGCUCCUGCCAACCUAGCAGUUCAAAAGCACACCAGUGCAAGUAGAUAAAUAGGUACCGCUCUGGCAGGAAGGUAAACGGCGUUUCCGUGCGCUGCUCUGGUUCGCCAGAAGCAGCUUAGUCAUGCUGGCCACAUGACCUGGAAGCUGUAUGCCGGCUCCCUCGGCCAGUAAAGCGAGAUGAGCGCCGCAACCCCAGAGUCGGCCACGACUGGACCUCUAAUGAUCAGGGGUCCCUUUACCUUUACCUUUAACAGAAGCUGCAUGUGGAAGAUUCCACACAGAUAAAAUAGAGCAUGUAGUUAAACUGCGGAACUCCCUGCCACCAGCCUAGAUGGCUUUAAAAAGAGGAUGAGACAAAUUCAUGGAGGAAGAGAGGGCUAUCGAAGGUUACCAGCCAGGAUGGAUAUCCUCUGGCCUCCACAGUCGGAGGCAGCAGCGCAUCUGAAUACCAGUUGCUAGAAAGCCCAGUGCUCAAAUCCUGAUGGCCAGGUUCCCAUCAGGGCAUCUGGUUGGCCACCGUGAGACCAGGAUCCUGGAUUCGAUUGGCCUGUGGCCUGUUUUUGUGUUCUCCUUUCCCUCCUUUUCCAAACACAUUUAGGAACAGGAUGAUGAUAAUAAUAGUAGUAAUAAUAACAACAACAACAACAACAACAAUAAUUAUUAUUAUUAUUAUUAUUAUUAUUAUUAAUAAUAAUAAUAAUUUGUUAUUCUUUAUACCCCACCCAUCUGGGUGGGCUUCCCCAACCACUCUGGGCGGCUUCCACAAAGACCAAAAAUACACUAAGAUGUCACACAUUAAAAACUUCCCUUCAGAUGUCUUCUGAAUGUCAGGUAGUUGUUUUUCUCUUUGACAUCUGGUGGGAGGGCGUUCCACAGGGUGGGCGCCACUACCAAAAAGGCCCACUGCCUGGUUCCCUGUAACUUGGCUUCUUGCAAUGAGGGAAUCGCCAGAAGGCCCUCGGCGCUGGAUCUCAGUGUCCAGGCUGAGUGAUGGGGGUGGAGACGCUCCUUCAGGUAUACUGGACAGAGGCCGUUUAGGGCUUUAAAGGUCAGCACCAACACUUUGAAUUGUGCUCGGAAACGUAUCGGAUGGGAGUGAGUAGCCUUGGGACUGGGAUUGUCAGCCACAGACCACGAGCCUCUGAGCAGAGCCGCCACUGAGACGGCUUGCUUUGAAAAUAACCAUUGCAAGGAUGGCUAACCCUCCCUUUGUCUGCCCAGCCCGUAACUUCUUGCUGCUACUGAUGUCUUGCAGGCUGGCCUUGUGGAGAGCAGCAACGGGCUCCGGGCUCCAAGUCCAGGCCCUGAUCCUUCACACAAACGCUCUUGUGGCAUUUACCGUCCUCCGCUGUGUGGCGAGCAGAGCGACUGGUGGCUGCACCAGCAAAGCUUGCCUCCCUGCGCCGGGUCUGCCUUCUCCACCACGCUCAGAGAAAGCGCCUUCUGAGGCAGAAAAAUGCGCCUCCCGGCUCUCUCGUUCGGUCCACUCAAGGAAGAAAUGGGGCAGAAAAGGGUUCCUUUGUGUGUGCGGAGAAGGGAAGGCCAGUGUGUGUGUGUGUGUGUGUGUGUGUGUGUGUGAUGCAAUGUGUCCUUUUGAGACAAAAUUUGCUUGCACAGAUUCCUGUGGUCUUACCGGGGACGCUGACAACAUUUCCAUUUACGGUUCCUGCUGGAAUAAUAGCAGUUUUGGAAGGGGCGAAUCUUGUCCGAUUCACGCUUGCCUGUUUUGAAACUAGGCAGCAGGUUUCAUAGAGUUGUAGCUUUGCAAGCCACCCAAAGGACAUCUAGUCCAACCCCUUUGCAAUGCAGGAAAUGUUGCCAUCCUCUCAUUCCCUAAGGAGUAUCGAAAGGGCGCCUGCUCCCACUCAGCCCUUGAGGUCGUUCCUUCGGGGGGGAGUGGCUCCCCACCCGCUGAGGGGUUCCAGCGAGAUUUUGUGAGAUUUUGGGGCCAACCUGAAAAAAAAAUAUUUCAUUUCCCCCAGCCAAUUUGGCCAACAGUGAUGUGGCUUUAUCUGCCUCCUGUGUUUAUAGCUUUUAAUAGAGGGCUCUCCAUCACUGGAGAUUUGCAAGCAGAGGUUGGACGGCCACCUGUCAGGGUUUAUUUGUGAUUCUUGCAUUGCACAGGUUGGACUAGAUGGCCCUUGGCUUCCCUUCCACGAUCCUGUGAAUAUGAUUUUUAAUGCUGCGUCGACUGCUGACAUUCCUUUUGCUUUCCAAUUGUGGUACAAGGGCCUUGUUAGCCGCUUUGAAACCCUGUUUUAGAAAACCAGGUAUAAAUACGUAAGUGGUUUUAAAAUAGGAUUAGGCUGAUUAAUUCGGGAUAAGGCUAUCGAUGGCUGCUCACCACAAUGGCUGUGUUCUGCCUACCUGGCCCGUCAGAGGAGGGGAGGAGUCACAGGUGAGAACAGAAUGCUGGAUUAGAUGGUUGAGCCAUUGGCUUGAUCCAUCCAACAGGCUCCUCUCAGCUUCUCAUGCCAAUCAAUCAAUCAAUCAAUCAAUCAACCAUUUUAUUAUACGGUCACACACCUGCUAACAAAUUCUUACAUCCCCAAGUUGGAUUUCUGAGAUCCAGCUUCCCCCCCCCCCCAACCUGGUACUUUGCCCUCUUAGUGCCAUGGGGGGGUUGGGGGUUUGUCUAGUCCAGGCACCCCCAAACACAGCCCUCCAGUUGAUUUGGGACUACAGUUCCCAUCAUCCCUGACCACUGGUCCUGUUAGCUAGGGAUGAUGGGAGUUGUAGUCCCAAAACAGCUGGAGGGCUGAGUUUGGGGAUGCCUGGUCUAGGCCUUUGGAAGCAUCAACAUGAGCAGGUUCUGGGCUCAGCGAAGGGUGAAGGGGAUGGCUGUCGUUUAAUUUGAUUAGGUGGCAGGGACAGAGAGCGCAUUUGAAGAUAUCUAGCGGCCAUAAUGCAGUUUUGGGUGGGAAUACUCCGCAGUGAUUCAGCAGUGGGGUUAAUGCAUAGCUGUCAACUUACAGAUUUGAAAAUAAGGGACCAGCAGCCUUGAAAAUAAGGGACCAGCAGCCAAAAUAAGGGACCUGCAGCCUCACCUGUUCCAGGCACUCCAGUCUUCCUGUCCUCCUGCAGUCUGGUCAAACUCAUGCUGGUAGCUUCAAGAACACUGUUCAACCAACUUUGUAACCAGAGGUUCAACUGAAUAGAAUCUGAAUCACAUGCACCACAAGGCCUAUGCAGCCUCAACUUAAGAUGGCUCCCCAGCCUGGCUUUGCACUGCAAAGUUUGCAGCAGCACAUGCAACAAAAUGGCGUCCAGCAUUCAAAAACUCCAUCAGCUUGCAUUAACUAGCCACACACAAGGCAUGCAAGCUCCACGCCCCAGUCGUUCUUAGACUUCUUAUUGGGUGAGCAACACAGCCAAGCAACACAGUUGGAGCCUCCCUCCUCCCUGGCUGGCAGGGAGGAAGGAAGAGCAGCUGCUUCCUUUGAAAUUUAAGGGACAUUUAAGGGAAAUCCAUCAAUAAGGGACAGCAGCGGGACAUGGCGCUGGAAUAAGGGACUGUCCCUUCAAAUAAGGGACACUUGACAGCUAUGGGUUAAUGGCAUUUGGGGGGUCAUUUAUCUGCCCGGAGGCAUAGAAUGAAGAGCGACUGCUGGCAAGUACUGGUCAGACUCCUAGGACCGACCCCCUCAGACAGCAACUGCUGGAGGGGGGUGGACCUGUUGACAACCCCCCCUCCCAGCCGUUCCUCCUAACUUCCCUGUCAAUUGUGCAUGGUUAGGGGUCAGAGUAAGGCUACCCCACCACCAGGGCUGAAAGAAGAUGCAACUGCUGGUCCAGUUGGCUUCCGCAUGUGGAAUUGAGAACGGGUGGGCACCAUCUUGCCCUUCUCAGGGAGCAAAACACCCUGGGCUGACACUUCUUCCUCCACAUUUUCCAUAGUUCAGCUUGGACUACUGCAAUGCGCUCUAUGUGGGGCUACCUUUGAAGGUGACCCGGAAACUACAACUAAUCCAGAAUGUGGCAGCUAAACUGGUGACUGGGGGCGGCCGCCGAGACCACAUAACACCGGUCUUGAAAGACUUACAUUGGUUCCCAGUGUGUUUCCGAGCACAAUUCAAAGUGUUGGUGCUGACCUUUAAAGCCCUAAAUGGCCUCAAAGGCCCAGUAUAUUUGAAGAACGGUCUCCACCCCCAUCGUUCUGCCUGGACACUGAGGUCCCGCUCUGAGGGCCUUCUGGCGGUUCCCUCAUUGCAAGAAGCCAAGUUACAGGGAACCAGGCAGAGGGCCUUCUCGGUAGUGGCACCCGCCCUGUGGAAUGCCCUCCCAUCAGAUGUCAAAGAGAUAACUACUUGACGUUUAGAAGACAUCUGAAGGCAGCCCUGUUCAGGGAAGUUUUUAAUGUGCAACAUUUUAAUCUUUGUUGGAAGCCGCCCAGAGUGGCUGGGGAAGCCCAGCCAGAUGGGCGGGGUACAAAUAAUAAAUUAUUAUUAUUAUUGGAUCCUGCUUGCAGGUUUCCUACUAGGGCAUCUGGCUGGCCCCUGAGGGAACACGAUGCUGGACUAGAUGUCCUCUGGCCUGAUCCAGCAGCCUCUUCAGGUGGCCCCACCCUGCCUGGGUUGGUAGACACAUAGUUCAGUCCAUAGAGUGCCAGGCUCUUAAUCUUAGGGUAGAUUAAUGCCACGUAGAGCGCAUUGCAGUAGUCCAAGUGGGAGAUAACCAGAGCAUGCACCACUCUGGCAAGACAGUCCAAGGGCAGGCAGGGUCUCAUCCUGCGUACCAGAUGGAGCUGGCAGACAGCUGCCCUGGACACAGAACGGACCUGCGCCUCCAUGGACAGCUGUGAGUCCAAAAUGACUCCCAGGCUGUGCACCUGGUCCAUCAGGGGCACAGUUACCCCAUUCAGGACCAGGGAGUCCUCCACACCAGCCCGCCUCCUGUCCCCCAAGAGCUCUCUCAUUUUCUGUGAUUUCCAGCAACUGGGAUUCAGAAGCAUUUCUGCCCCCUCCUUCUCCAUGAAUUUGCCCUUUCCUCUUUUAAAGCUGUCUAGGUUGGUGGCCAUCACUGAAUCCUGUGGCAGGGAGUUCCACUGUUUAAUGUUUAGCCAAAAUACGAACGUUGAGCUGGAAUCUGGUUCCCUGCCACGUUCGCCCUCUCUUGGUUCUCCUUCUGCCCCCGGAGGGCAACCCAGAGGGGCAAGCCUGCUCUUGCCCUGUGCUGGGGCGAACGGGGAGGGUCUCCUUGUGUCGUGGCAGCAGAUUCGAGACCGAGGAAAGGAAAUUCGGGUGCCGCGAAACCAAGUCAUCUCCUACAGGACGUCGUGGCGGCUGCUUCCUUUGGUGGCUCUCUCUUGAAAAAAUGUAGACAAAGUCAUAAAGGACAAUGUCUGUCGAUGCCUAUUAGUCAUGAUGGCUAAGAAUAGAACCUCUGUAUCCAGAACCAGUAUACCUCCCACAUCAAGUGGGCUUGCGUUUGGCUGCUUUUACUUCCUGCUGUUGUUUCAAGGGAUGUUUUUAACUGUUAAUUGAUGGUUUCGUCUUCGUCCGCCCCUUUGAGCUCUUGGAGGAGAGGCAGGGGAUAAAUGUGUUAAAUAUUCCCUCCCCCCCAAUCUUAAUCGUCUGUUUCCUAGCCCAAACUUAGCCCAACCUUUUCAACUAUUCCUCCGAGGACUUCAGGCCUCGUCUAUUCUGGUCUCCCUCCUUCUCACAAGUGUUGACAGGCAGCUACAAUGAGGAGACAGGCUCUACCAGGGUUUCUCUUUCCUGUGCCCCCCCCCAAAAAAAUACAUGUAGGGUUGCCAACAUUUUUGCUCGCUUUGCUCCUGUGCUGUUGCCAGCUGCCUGAGAUGCAGAUAGUUUAGCAGGCGAAGCUUUUCCUGGCCGCUUUUCUCUGUGCCUCGAAAAGUUUCACUUGCUGAACUGUCAACAUCUAAGGCUGCUUUUAAAGCCAGCUGAGCAGAACCCACUAAAUAAAAUAAAAUAAAAUCAACUUCGCAACUAUGUGGUCUUGCGGCAAACCAAGCAGGAGAGGACUGCGGUGCAGGGGGUGGUGGUUUAGAUGACUCUUGGGGUGCCUCUGUGAUUCUGUGACUGUCCUGGGUUUUUAUAGGGGCAAAGACGAGCCCUCGGUUUAUCUGCCAGGCUUCUACCGAAGCCUCCUUUUGCUUGUUCAAACAAGUUCGAAAGUGGGAUGGAACGUAGAUGUGAAUCUAUGCCUUGGUUCUAGUCCAGGGGUCAGCAAACUUUUUCAGCAGGGGGCCGGUCCACUGUCCCUCAGACCUUAUGGGGGGCCAGACUAUAUUUUGAAAAAAUAAAAAAUAAACAUGAACAAAUGCCUAUGCCCCACAAAUAACCCAGAGAUGCAUUUUAAAUAAAAGGACACAUUCUACUCAUGUAAAAACACGCCGACUCCCAGAACGUCCGCGGGCCGGAUUUAGAAGGCGAUUGGGUCGGAUCCGGCCCCCGGGCCUUAGUUUGCUUAUCCAUGUUCUAGCCUAACCCUCACCCUCACCAGAUGUUUGGAACUACAACUCCCAUCAGCCCUAAUUGGCAUGCCCAGAGGCAUGAUGGGAAUUGUAGUCCAACAACAGCUGAAUGGAACCAGGAUGGGAAAGACUCCCCUGCUGCCAAUGGGCAUAAUGGACUCAUAGAAUUGCAGGGCUGGAGGGGACCAGGAGGGUCAUCUAGUCCAACCCGCUACAAGGCAGGAUUUUUUUUUUUUGCCCAACAUGGGGCUCGAACUCACAACCCAAAGAUUAAGAACUCCAUGCUCUGCCGCCCGAGCUAUAAUCAAGAGGCAGCUGUGAGGUGGAGGCUUCAAGGCCUUUGGGGAUGUUCGUGUGACUUGUGACUUUGUAUGCUGAAGGCUGCGGGUUCAACCUCCGGAUAGGGCUUCAAAAAAAGUCCUCUUCUGCCUGAAACCCUGGGGAGCAGCUGCCAGUCUGGGUAAGCAUCACUGGGUUCGAUAGGCAGUGUGGUGCAGUGGUGAGAGUGUUGGAGUAGGACCUGGGAGACUGUUGUUGUUUAGUCGUGUCUGCCUCUUCGUGCCCCCUGGACCAGAGCACGCCAGGCCCUCCUGUCUUCCACUGCCUCCCGCAGUUUGGUCAAACUCAUGCUGGUAGCUUCGAGAACACUGUCCCACCAUCUCAUCCUCUGUCGUCCCCUUCUUCUUGUGCCCUCCAUCUUUCCCAGCAUCAGGGUCUUUUCCAGGGAGUCUUUUCUUCUCCUGAGGUAGCCAAAGUCUUGGACUUCCAGUGAGCACGCAGGGCUGAUUUCCUUCAGAAUGGAGAGGUUUGAUCUUCUUGCAGUCCAUGGGACUCUCAAGAGUCUCCUCCAGCACCAGAAUUCAAAUGCAUCCAUUCUUCGGCGACCGGCCUUCUUUAUCACUGCCUUGCCGUGGCGAAGGGGCUUGAGUAACUUAGAGGAGCUAUGAGCUAUGCCGUGCAGGGCCACCCAAGACGGACAGGUCAUAGUGGAGAGUUUUGACCAAAUGUGAUCCACCUGGAGCAGGAACCGGCAAGCCACUCCAGUAUCCCUGCGAAGAAAACUCCAUGGACAGAGACAACGGGGAUAUAAAUACAAUUAAUAAACGAAUAAUAGCAGAGGGACGUGAUUGAUGGCAGCUUCCUUGGGCAGGAAAAAAAGAAAGCAGUGCAGAGUUGAACUGUGGAACUCACUGCCACAGGAGGAGGCAGGGAAGGCCGCCAACCCAGAUAGCUUUAAAAGAGGAUUAGUGGGGAGUGCUACCGAUGGCUACCUGCCAUGAUGCCAAUCUGCAGUUGGAGGCAGCCGUGCUUCCGAAUCGCAGUUUCCGGAAUCCACAAGAGGGAGCAGAGUAGAGUGGUCCUGUGUUUGAGUCCUGCUUUCUGGUUUCUCCCAGGCACCUGGCUGGUCGCUGGGCCAUUGGCCUGAUCCUGCAAGCUCUUCACUUGCAUCUCCUGGGGAAAACCUGAGUGCUGGGUCCCUGCUCCCUGCUCAGGGUGGCAAGUGGUGCAUCUCUGAACCUGGCCAGGAUCCAGCUCCUAAUAAGCACUUUCCCACCUUUCGACAAGCUUCCCUCGGAUGGGACAAAAGGGGACCCGCCUUUUCUCUUUCCUGUGAGCUUUGUGGCUGUGCCCUGCCUUUCAGGUUGGUUUUCAUACCAACCCACUCUCUUUGCACGCCAAUUUUUGAAAGAGCCAGGCUUGCCUUCCACAGGCCUGGAUUCAUAACUGGUUGGUGGAGAUUUUUCUUCCCCCUUUCCGCAGACAAGGCUGAGUCAAAAGGAGCGAAGCGGUCGGUUGGCAAACCCACUGGGGAUCAGGGUGUGUGUGUGUGCGCGCCUUUCUCAGCUGCCACUCCAGAAAGAGCAAAACUUCAUUCAAGCAACUCAGCAGUCUGGCACUCUGAGGUUGCCAUGGUCUCUAUCGUGGGUAGGCAAACUAAGGUCCGGGGGCCGGAUGCGGCCCAAUCGCCUUCUCAAUCCGGCCCACGGACGGUCCGGGGAUCAGCAUGUUUUUACAUGAGUAGAACGUGUGAUUUUAUUUAAAAUGCAUUUCUGGGUUAUUUGUGGGGCCUGCCUGGUGUUUUUACAUGAGGAGAAUGUGUGCUUUUAUUUAAAAUGCUCAUUUUAGAGCAUUUUAAAGCAUUUAGAGAUUUUAUUUAAAAUCUCUGGGUUAUUUGUGGGGCAUAGGAAUUCAUUCUUUUUCCCCUUCAAAAUAUAGUCCGGCCCCCCACAAGGUCUGAGGGACAGUGGACCGGCCCCCUGCUGAAAAAGUUUGCUGACCCCUGGUCUCUAUGGCCAAGGCAGUGCGCUCCACUUGUUGCUGAACUGCAUCUCUCUUCACCCCUGACCAUUGAGCAUGUGCUGCCUGGGGCUUAUGGGAACUGGAGUCACAUGGAAGAGGGAACAAGCUUGUUUUCUGCUGCUCUGGAGGGUAAGACUUGAACCCGUGGCUUCAAGUAACAAAAAGGGAGAUUCUGAUGAAACAUCAGGAAGAGCUUUCUGACAGUAGGAGCUGUUUGACCGUUCGAUGGAAGGUGGUGGACACUCCUUCCCUGGAGGUUUUUAAGCAAUCGUUGGGUGGCCAUCUGUCAUGGAUGCUUUAGCUGAGAUCCCUGCAUUGCCGGGGGUUGGACUGGAUGACCUUUGGGUGUCCCUUCCAACUACAGUUUUGUAGCUCUAUGAUUCUAGCUGCCCAUGAAUGAAUGGAGCUGCAUGCCGGGAGAUUCGGAACAGAUAAAAGAAAACCCUUCUUCACACAAUGUGUAGUUAAACUGUGGAACUCCCUGCCACUGUAGGCAGUGAUGGUCACCAGCUGGAUGGCUUUAAAAGAGGACAAGACAAACUCAUGGAGGAAAAAGCUGUCAAUGGCUACUAGCCGCAAUGGCUAUGCUGUGGUCAGAGGCAGCAAUGCUUCUUAAUACCUACGGGACCGCCUCUCCUGGUAUGCCCUGCGGAGGACCUUAAGGUCCACAAAUGACAACAUUUUGGAGGUCCCAAGUCGCAAGGUGGUUAGGCUGACCUCAACUAGGGCCAGGGCCUUUUCAGUACUGGCCCCGACUUGGUGGAACGCUCUGUCACAAGAGACCAGGGCCCUGCAGGACUUGACAUCUUUCCGCAGGGCCUGCAAGACAGAGCUGUUCUGCCUGGCCUUUGGCUUGGACUCAGUCUGACCCUUAUGUUUCCCUCCCCUUAUGGUCUUGAUCUAUGGGCUACUUUUAAAAUGAGGUUGCAUUUAAAUGGCAUUUUAACCUGUAUUUUAAAUUGGCCCCCCACACACUAUGUUUUUUACUGUGAUUUUAUUGGUGUUAGCCACCCUGAGCCCGGCUCUGGCCGGGGAGGGCAGGGUAUAAAUAAAAUUUAAUAUUAUUAAUAUUAAUAUCUGUUGCUGGAAACCGAAGGAGGGGAGUGUUGGUCUUGUGUUCAGGUCCUGCCUUAGGGGUUCCCUUUGAGGCAUCUGAUCGGCCAUUUGUGAGAACAGGAUGCUGGACUAGAUGGGCCAUUGGUCUGAUCCAGCAGCGUCUUUUGAUGCUCCUAAGCUUAUUUUUCCCAUCUGAGGUUUAACCCAAAGUACCCGUGGGAGAAAGGGGAUGCGGGUGGUGCUGUGGGUUAAACCACAGAGCCUAGGACUUGCCGAUCAGAAGGUCGGUGAUUCGAAUCCCCGUGACGGGGUGAGCUCCUGUUGCUCGGUCCCUGUUCCUGCCAACCUGGCAGUUCGAAAGCACGUCAAAGUGCAAGUAGAUAAAUAGGUACCACUCCGGCGGGAAGGUAAACGGCGUUUCCGUGCACUCCUCUGGUUCGCCAGAAGCGGCUUGGUCAUGCUGGCCACAUGACCCGGAAGCUGUACGCCGGCUCCCUCGGCCAAUAAAGCGAGAUGAGCACCGCAACCCCAGAGUCAGUCGCAACUGGACCUAAAGGUCAGGGGUCCCUUUACCUUUACUCGUGGGAGAAAGGGGACGUGGGUGGCACUGUGGGUUAAACCACAGAGCCUAGGACUUGCCGAUCAGAAGGUCGGCGGUUCAAAGCCCCAUGACGGGGUGAGCUCCCGUUGCUCGGUCCCUGCUCCUGCCAACCUAGCGGUUUGAAAGCACAUCAAAGUGUAUGUAGAUAAAUAGGGACUGCUCUGGUGGGAAGGUAAACGGCAUUUCCGUGCGCUGCUCUGGUUCACCAGAAGCGGCUUAGUCAUGCUGGCCACAUGACCCGGAAGCUGUCUGCGGACAAAUGCCGGCUCUCUCGGCCUAUAGAGCGAGAUGAGCACGCAACCCCAGAGUUGUCUGUGACUGGACCUAACGGUCAGGGGUACCUUUACCUUUACCCAUGGGAGAAGCUCUGUUGAAUUCGAGUAGGAUUUCAGAACCACAGUUAAAACGAUCUCCUGGUUGUGGGUGCCCAUUGGAAUUUGAUUUUUGAAAAUGCGUUGGCUGUUUGAAGCUAGUUUCGAACCGGAGGUCCCGUUUUUAGAGUGUGUGUGUCUGAUUCGCAGAUUCAAAUCCAGGUUUUCUUGAUUCCUAAAAUGAUGUUAUGUGCUGGGAUUCCUCCGGCUUGCCAAGGGGAAGGUCUCUGGGAUGGGGCACCCCUUGGCAGGAGCUGGGAUGGGGCUCCUGGCAGCCUCCUCUCCCGGCCUGUGCCAGGCGGUUAAGAUUGGGCCUCGGAAGCAUCGUGGUGGCUCUUGAUCUCCAUAAUCUCCUCGGACUUAAAGAUCUUUUGCUGUCUAAGCUUGUUAAGGCGAACGGCCUCCCAGGGGAGUUUUCUGGGACAUGGGCUUGCCAGGCCGCGAUGCCUCCGUGAACCUGGGCCGGGUGCAAUUGCAGUCCCGCCAACGGUGCUGAGAUCGCAAGCAGGCACAAACAACACCUUUUAACCUUGCCUUGCAGUUUAUUAUCAAUUGGAGUUGGGGGGGGGCUUCAACUUAGCUGUCAACUGUCCCUUAUUUGGCGGGACAGUCCCUUAUCCCAGCACCGUGUCCCGCUGCUAUCCCUUAUUGAUGAUGUCCCUUAAAUUUCCCGGGUUUCAAAGGAAGCAGCUCCUCUCCCUCCCUCCCUGCCGGCCAGGGAGGAGGGAGGCUCCAACUGUGUUGCUUGGCUGCGUUGCUCACCCAAUAAGGAGUCUCAGAACGACUGGGGGGUGGAGCUUGCAUGCCUUGUGCCAAUCAAAUCAGCCGCGUUGCCUGGGGACUCGCCUUUGCUCAGCGCUUCCCAGCAGAGAGGUGACGGUGGUUUUCCUUGCUGCAUCCCCUUUGCCGGGUUUCUGCGCUGUGGGAACCACCGCUUGAGGCUUCCUUUGGCUGCUGGUUGACUAAAAUCCCUUAUUUUGGCUGCUGAUCCCUUAUUUUCGAGGCUGCUGGUCCCUUAUUUUCAAAUCUGUAAGUUGACAGCUAUGGGCUUCAAUGGAUAUCUAUCUUUCUCUCAUCAUGGGACCCAAGGCCUUGGACAGGUAGUUUUGAGGGCGUCACCUGCUAGUAGAUUGACAGGACACAUCUCUGGGCCUGGGUAAUUUUAUGGUCACAUGCAAGGACCAACGUGAUAUUUAUUUAUAAAAGAUAUUGGUGCACCGCUGUGCCAAAGAAUAUGAAAGUAUUAAAGCAGUUGUUUGUUUUGUUUAGUCGUUUAGUCGUGUCUGCCUCUUCGUGACCCCCUGGACCAGAGCACGCCAGGCACUCCUGUCUUCCACUGCCUCCCGCAGUUUGGUCAAACUCAUGCUGGUAGCUUCGAGAACACUGUCCCACCAUCUCGUCCUCUGUCGUCCCCUUCUCCUUCUGCCCUCCAUCUUUCCCAACAUCAGGGUCUUUUCCAGGGAGUCUUCUCUUCUCCUGAGGCAGCCAAAGUCUUGGAGCCUCAGCUUCAGGAUCUGUCCCUCCAGUGAGCACUCAGGGCUGAUUUCCUUCAGAAUGGAGAGGUUUGAUCUUCUUGCAGUUCAUAGGACUCUCAAGAGUCUCCUCCAACACCAUAAUUCAAAAGCAUCAAUUCUUUGGCAAUCAGCCUUCUUUAUGGUCCAGCUCUCACUUCCACACAUCACUACUGGGAUGUAUGGAAGUUAGCAAAGCAGUUAGCAGCAGCCAAACACAAAAACCAUCUAAUAAAAUCUGUAAAGAAGUUAAGAGUUUAAAACAGGUGUCAAAUAACCGGUGUGGGGAAGAUGUAUUCUUAAUCACCUGCCUAGGCCUGGCAGAACAGAAAUGGGCUCUGUAGGAAUCUAAAAGUUGGCACAGAAGCCGCCUGCCAAAUCUCUAGUGGCAGAGAGUUGCACAGGACUUGGUUUCUUUCUCUGAUCUUCUGGCGGGGUCUGUGUGUCCCUCCUUGCUGCUGCAGUCAGUAGACCAUCUGCUGCACUGCUGCUAUGAUACAGAUGGUCCUGAGUUCAAAACUCCAUGACAUCUCCAGGCAGGGCUUGGGGAGAGAGCUGCGGCUGUCAGUCAGAGCAGACAUUACUGAGUUCGGUGAGUUAGUACAAAGCAGCUGUCAGAAUGUUCCUCCGACCCUAACACUAUACCCCACCAACUCCUGGACAACUACAGUGGCACUGGUUGGCAGAGGGGAGGAAGAUUUGGCAAAAAAUGGGGGGUUGGAGCUCGUGGGCAGAAUGAAUGACCCCCCUACCUAUAAAUUUACAGCGAGAAGCGUGAAGAGGGCCAACUGCCAGACUGGCCCUGCUCUGAAUCCUUUGCCCAUUUGUGGGGGGUUUUUUUAAUCUCUUUUAUUCAAUUUUACAUUAUACAUUUAAAUUCAAACAUUGAUCAUAAUCAUCAACAUUUAGCAUUCCCUGAAUCCUUAGACUCCACCCCCCAUGGUUUCCAUUAUCAAACAUUUUCUACUGCAUCAUAUAUUUUCUCUAUUUUUCUUAAAAUAACCCAUUAUUACCUUAGUUUUUAAUACAUUACAAGCAUUACUCUAAUCCUGCCAAAGUCUUUAGUUGUUUUACAGUGUUCUCUUUAGUAAAUUGUAAUUUCCGCCCCCCCAUUCCUUCUUAAAGUUUCUGUCUGGUUUCUGAUUUUCCCAGGCCAUUUCGGCAUAGUCCAUUAUCUUCAUCAACCAUUCGUCUCCAGUCAGGACUUUAUCUUCUUUCCAUCUCUGGGCCAGUAUCUGCUGUCAUCGCAUACACAAAUAAUCAUUUCUGCUCCUUUGGUAUCUCUGCAUCUAGAAUUCCUUGUAAAAAAGGCUUCUGGUUUCCCCCCACAAAUGUUAUUUUAAAUAUUUUUUUUCAACUCAUUAUAUAUUACUCAUUAUAUAUUGUAUCAAUAGGGACGCGGGUGGUGCUGUGGGUUAAACCAUAGAGCCUAGGACUUGCCGAUCAGAAGGUUGGUGGUUCGAAUCCCGGCGACGGGGUGAGCUCCCGUUGCUCGGUCCCUGCUCCUGCCCACCUAGCAGUUCGAAAGCACGUCAAAGUGAAGUAGAUCAAUAGGUACCACUCCGGCGGGAAGGUAAACGGCGUUUCCCUGCGCUGCUCUGGUUUCGCCAGAAGCAGCUUAGUCAUGCUGGCCACAUGACCCGGAAGCUGUGUGUGGACAAACACCGGCUCCCUCGGCCUAUAGAGUGAGAUGAGCGUGCAACCCAGAGUUGUGUAUGACUGGACUUAACUGUCAGGGGUCCUUUACCUUUACCUUAUACAGUCAUACCUCGAGUUACAGACGCUUCCGGUUAUGUUUUUUCAGGUUACGGGCUGCCAAAACCCGGAAGUACCGGAAAGGGUUACUUCCGGGUUUCGGUGGUCACGCAUGCACAGAAGCACUAAAUCGCACUUGCGCAUGCGCAGAAGCACUGAAUCUCAACUCGCGUGUGCACAGCUGCAGGUUGCGAACGUGCACCCCGCACGGAUCACAUUCACGACCCGAGCGUCCACUGUAUAUUGUAUCCCAUGUGGUGAUAGACGUGCAAGAUAACAAAAGCAUUCUGGGACAUGAUAUAUCCUUUGCCCCUUCGUAUGUAACGUCGCCGUCUUCCAUUUCUCCCCAGCACCAGCGCUGCCCGGUGGUCACCCUCGACCCGCCCCCCGCCCCGGCGACGCCUCCGCUGUCCCCGCAGCCCUCCACCCUGGCCAGCAGCCGCUCAGAAAAGGGUUCGUCAUGGUCCAGCCGCUCUCUGGGCGCCCGCUGCCGCAACUCCAUCGCCUCCUGCGCCGACGAGCAGCCCCACAUUGGCAACUACCGGCUCCUCAAGACCAUCGGGAAGGGAAACUUUGCCAAGGUCAAGCUGGCCAGGCACAUCCUGACAGGAAGGGAGGUAAGCGGGGGCUGGAAGGGGUGGGCGCAAGGAUGGGCGAGAAGGGUUGAUUGAUUGAUGGAUUGAUUGAUGGAUGGAUGGAUGGAUGGAUGAGUUAGGCUCACUCGCAGGCCGCUUCCCACCAGCUUACAGCAAGCAUUCGAAACAUCGAAAUGCAAGCAGGUGAACACAGAGCACAUCAGCAAAUUCAAAAAUCAGCUACUUAACCGGCACAGAAUAAAUUGAAUUGCACAUAUACACACACAUAAACAUAUUUUCUGGGUUUAAGUACAACAUACAGUGGUACCUCGGGUUGCUGACGGGAUCCGUUCCGGAGCUCCAGACGGAUCCUAAGGAAUUUGCAACUGGAGGCCCUUGCUCUGCGCAUGCACGCGGCGCAAUUUAGCGCUUCUGUGCAUGCGGCGAAACCUGGAAAAACACUUCCUGGUUUGCCGCGGACGUAUUCCAAAGGAUACGUAACCAAAGGUGACCACAAGCAGUAAUAUGCUGUUGUUAUGUGGGUGAGGCAGAAGGGGUCUCUGGAGGAAAAAGGAGGGGGAAGGUUGCCUUUGGCAAGAGCCUAAAAACACUCAUUGCAGCAGGAAACCUUGUGUGGUGGGCUGCCGCAAGGCUGGGUCAUUGUGUCCCCCCUCAGGGGACCCCAAAGCACAGGACUCCGGUUGCCGAUUUAUAAACCAGCUCAUAGCCUACUGAAGCAGUGCAGAACAAGCCAAGAUAAACUGCGGAAGGUUACUAACUCGGUGAACUAAGAGCAAUAAAACCCUUUCUGCAAUUGUGGCAGUUAAUAUUCCAUAAAAUGACUCCGGUCACACUCCAAAGGAAGCCUUCUUGUACAAAAUGUCUUGAGCAGACACCUAAGAUAGCAAGGCGCUUGUUGAAUCUCGGUUUCUGGACUGAUUCUGAAAGUCCACCUGUUGCCGCAGUUCUCGCGCCGCCAAAUUUUGGAGGAGGCAGUGGCGAUGCUUCUGAAUCCCAGUGGCUGGAAACCGCAGGAGGAGAGAGUUGCUCUUGUGCUCGGAUCCUGCUCGGCAGCUUCCCUGGUUGGCCACUGUGAGAACAGGAAUCUGGCCUGAUCCAGCAGCAGGAUCUUUGUAUCUUCUCAUGGAACCUCCAGCUUCACAGGCAGUCUAUCUGCGCGAACAGGAUGCCAGGCCUCUGGGAAGCUGGGUUGCUUCCUUGUUUGUCCAGAACUCACGCCCUGCCUUCCGUCGCAAGGGCCCUGAUUACCACAAAUCAAUGCAUAGAACAAGUUAUCGGAAAUACCAAAUGCAGUGGUACCUCUGGUUGUGAAAAGUAUCCGUUCCGGAGGCCCGUUCGCAACAUGAAAAGAGCGCAACCCGCAGCGGCGACUCUGUGCAUGUGCGGGUUGUGAUUUGCCACUUCAGUGCAUGCACGUGACGUCAUUUUGCGCUUCUGCACAUGCAUGCACGAGCAGCGAAACCUGGAAGUAACCCUUUCCGGUACUUCCGGGUUGCUGCAGGACGUAACUUGAAAAAAUGUACAGUGGUACCUCGGGUUAAGUACUUAAUCCGUUCCGGAGCUCCGUACUUAACCUGAAACUGUUCUUAACCUGAAGCACCACUUUAGCUAAUGGGGCCUCCUGCUGCCGCCGCGCCGCCAGAGCACGAUUUCUGUUCUCAACCUGAAGCAAAGUUCUUAACCUGAAGCACUAUUUCUGGGUUAGCGGAGUAUGUAACCUGAAGCGUAUGUAACCUGAAGUACCACUGUAACAUGAAGCAGAUGUAACAUGAGGUAUGACUGUACUUUCAGGGUCUGUCAAUUUCUCACACAGACCAAUAUUGUCCCAGCCUUUCUGAAAGCCAGUCUUCACCUGUUCCCUGCUGCUGCACUGGGUGGGUGGGUGUGUGUGUUCCACAACUGGGGUGCCAAUCCUGAGGAGAGCCUCAAGAUUUCACUUAAGGCCAGAAAUCGGCUUCAGUUUAUUGUCCCGCACAAGAAGAGCUUAGCAGACCAGGCCAAAGCAUCUCGCGGUGGCCAAAUGCCCCAAAGGACCUGGGAAUCUAGGUAGACUGCGCCUGAAUCUGGAGGCUCCAUAACAGCCUCAGAAGAUCCAGUCCUGUUCUCACAGCCUGAAUGCGAAGUCUGCAAGGCACAGAUUCAAGCACCUCCCCAGCUUACCCUUCUGCCGGGGAGAGUUAGAGCAGUUAACAUUUUUAGUGCAUGUGCGAAUGGCGUUCUGGGUCCUCUGCUAUCAAGGCACCCCAGAGCCACUUGGGGAGAGGUGAUCUGAGGGGUUGUACCCCAGGACCAAUCGGACACUGUCCUGGCACCCUCCUCGACGACGUUUUUGCAGCCAUGGGGAAGGGGUGGAGCAAGCCUCAGGUGCGUCUGUCCUGAGCAGGUGAGAUGCAGGUGCAACUUAUAGGUGGCAAGGGGGCAGGUGUAUAGGGCUCCACCCUUAGCCACUGGCUACUUCUGGUGCUGGGGACAGUCUAGAUGGGGGUGGAGAGGGAGAAUGAGGAAAGGCAGAAAGGAAGGAGCAGGUGGAAAUCACAGGGUGGGGCUGGAUUUGGAAAGGAGGGUUUAGCGAAUUAUUGCUGGCAGGAACCAGCUAUUGCAGGGCCUUUUAAAAAGUUUUUAUUUAUACGUUUCAAGUUUAUACAUAUCAUUAGUUUUACAAUCAACUGAACAUUUCAGAAUUUGACUUCCUUCCCCCUCUUUCUGCGGUUCGUUAAAUGUAUUUUUUUAAUACCUUCUGCGUAUCCAAAUUGAUUUGAUUUGCUCAUUUAAUUAUAAUAAUAAUAAUAAAUUUUAUUUAUAUCCCGCCCUCCCCAGCCGAAGCCGGGCUCAGGGCGGCUAACAACAAUAAAACAGUACAAAAGUACAGCAUAAACAACACUCUAAAAUCAUUCAUUAUAAAAUUAAUUAAUUCAAUUAAUUAAUUAAUUAUCUGCUUUAAAUAUACACGCUUAUGAAACUGCAGGUUAUUACAAUAAUCCUGCCAGUGUUUUUAUCUGUUUGCAAUUUAUCUGUAAAUAUCCAAUAAAACCCUUUCCAUUAUUUUAUAAAAAAAGUUUGCUAUCUUGAUUUCUUAUUCUUCCCAGUAACUUUUGCCAUUUCUGCAUAUUCUAUGUUGUUUUUUAAUCCGUUCUUCCUUUGCUGGGACUUCUGCUUCUUUUCAUUUUGGGGCAAGUCGCAUUCAUAAGUCAAUUUCUAUACAAUUCAGGUCGUUCUGUCCCUAUAAUUCCCAAAAUUGCAGGGCCUUUCUCUCUCUCCCUGCCCCCGCUCCCGGCCACCCCCACUUUUUCACCAGUCUGAUUUUCUGGCAUUUCAUUUCUUCCAGGUGGCUAUAAAAAUAAUCGACAAGACGCAGCUGAAUCCAACGAGCCUCCAGAAGGUGUGUAUGUUUGUUGCUGUUUCAAACCCACCAGCUCUUUGAUCAGAAUCGUAAGAACUCUAGAUUUGGAAGGGACCCCUAGAGUCAUCUAGUCCAACCCCUUUGCAGUGCACGAAUGCCCCAAAGGGGGUUUUGGCCCUGGAGGGGGGGGGUAUCAGGGACUGCAGGGGUCGGCUGUGGGGAACACCAUUACCCAGAGGGGAUUCCCCAGGAGGGCGCUAAGAGGCAGAAGGCAGCUGGGGGGGGGCGGACUCUGGAGGUGUAAAUAAUAAUAAUAAUGAUAAUAAUAAUAAUAAUAAUUUAUUAUUUGUACUCCGCCCAUCUGGCUGGGUUUCCCCAGCCACUCUGGGCGGCUUCCAACAAAGAUUAAAAAUGCAUCAAAAUGUCACACAUUAAAAACUUCCCUAAACAGGGCUGCCUUCAGAUGUCUUCUAAACGUCAGGUAGUUGUUUAUCUCUUUGACAUCUGGUGGGAGGGCGUUCCACAGGGCGGGUGCCACCACCAAGAAGGCCCUCUGCCUGGUUCCCUGGAGCUUUGCUUCUCGCAAUGAGGGAACCGCCAGAAGGCCCUCGGAGCUGGACCUCAGUGUCCGGGCAGAACGAUGGGGGUGGAGACGCUCCUUCAGGUAUACAGGACUGAGGCCGUUUAGGGCUUUAAAGGUCAGCACCAACACUUUGAAUUGUGCUUGGAAACGUCCUUUCAAGACUGGUGUUAUGUGGUCUCGGUGGCCUCUCCCAGUCACCAGUCUAGCUGCCGCAUGGCAGAAGAGAGGCCCAGAUCCAUUCCUUUCCACCUCGUGGUGGCAUAGAAUCGCGGAACUGCAUAAUUGAGAGGGACCUCCAAGGGACAUCUAGUCCAACCCCCUCCCACCAGAUGUCAAGGAGAACAACAACUACCAGACUUUUAGAAGACAUCUGAAGGCAGCCCUGUUCAGGGAAGCUUUUAAUGUUUGAUGUAUUACGGUAUUUUAAUAUUUUCUCGGAAGCCGCCCAGAGUGGCUGGGGAAGCCCAGCCAGAUGGGUGGGGUAUAAAUAUUAUUAUUAUUAUUAUUAUUAUUAUUAUUAUUAUUAUUAUCUGGUUCAUACAAGUGCUUCCCCCCCCCAAAUAAAUAAAUAUGUUUUGGGGUACUCUCAUUUUGACUCAAGGCAAUCACCAUUUUAUAGAUCAAAUUGGGAAAAAUAAAUACAGUAAAUGGACAAAAGUAUGAAGAUUCACAAAAUGUUUAGGGGUAUGCGUCCCCCUGUGUACCCCCCCCCCAGGAAAAAAAGCACUUGGUUCACGGGGACCCCCUUCUCUCUCUCCCUCUCUCUCUCUGGGAUCUCUAUCUCCCUCACGCCACUGACCCCCACCCCACCUUUCCCUCCACUGGUGUGCUCAUUGCCAAAGACACCCAUCGCUCUUCAUUCCCCCCCCCCGCUUUCUGCCCCCCCUUCCCUAAUUAGCGCCUGGAGUCCAAGUUGGUCGCUGUGGUAACGCCACCUCCUGCCAGCAUCUCGCUGUGGGGGAGGUUGUGGGGGGUGGAGCUGCUAAUUAGCGGCUGGAUUUUCCAGGCCAAAUGAGCUUGGGGAAGAUUGGGGGGGGGGAGAGAUGGAUAUUGAAGGCCUUUCCUCGCCCCCCCUUUCAAAUUAGUCAUUUCCCCUGGCAAGGGGCUGGAGGAAGCUCCCUGUUCAAUGGGAGUCCUCCCAGUUGCAGCUCCCUGUUCAAUCCAGUCUUCCCAGUUGCAGCCAGACUGACACUCCCAGCAUCCUUUUGGCUGGGGGGGGGGAGGCCCUGUACUCCCUUGAAAGCCUCUUUCUUCCAUUCCUCCCCCCCCCCGAAAUUCGUCUGCCAUCCAUCUCACAGCUCCUUUUAAGGGGAAAACCCCCCAUGCUCGCUCCCCAACUCCCACUGACUGCCCCCAUUGAUGGGUUUCAUAAACAGAUCGCAUUCCUAAUCCUGACAUUUAAUUAAUAGAAUCAUAGGACUGAGCUGUGCUGAAGAGGCAGUGUGGGGCAUUGAUUAGAGUACACAACCUGGGAGAGAUCAGGGUUCAGAGUCCCUCAACACGGCCACCCUGAAGCUCACUGAGAGAUAGCUUGUUUUCUGCUGCUCUAGAGUGGCUCAAACACUUAAUACGAUACUAAAGGCAAGAGGGCCUCUGAGCAUGCGCAGAAUGUUUGUUGUCGCUGCUGUCACUGCCAAAUUGUCAGGGUUUGCCAGGAUUAUGAGGAGAGGCUUCCAUGUUAAAGGUCUCUCGCCUUGGCACCUCUCCUCUUUAGAAAUUAACCCCUCCUGCCAGCCGCCUUUGGAAUAAAGGUAAAGGUAAAGGGACCCCUGACCAUUAGGUCCAGUCGUGGCCGACUCUGGGGUUGCGGCGCUCAUCUCGCUUUACUGGCCGAGGGAGCCGGCGUACAGCUUCCGGGUCAUGUGGCCAGCAUGACUAAGCCGAUUCUGGUGAACCAGAGCAGCGCACAGAAAGGCCGUUUACCUUCCCACCAGAAUGGUACCUAUUUAUCUACUUGCACUUGACGGGCUUUCGAACUGCUAGGUUGGCAGGAGCAGGGACCAAGCAACGGGAGCUCACCCCAUCAUGGGGAUUCGAACCGCCGACCUUCUGAUCAGCAAGUCCUAGGCUCUGUGGUUUAACCCACAGCACCACCUGCGCAUAGCUGUCAACUUUCAGAUUUGAAAAUAAGAGAUCAGCAGCCUUGAAAAUAAGGGAUCAGCAAUCUCACCUGUCCCGGGGACAGUCUACAGGAUAUCUAACAAUCCGGGAUAGCAGCGGGAAACGGUGUUGGAAUAAGGGGAUUUCCUGCAAAAAAAGGGAAGGUUGACAGCUAUGCAUCCACGCCUUUGGAAUACCUAAGAGCAAAGUAUCCGUGGGGAGGAAAUAACUGCCUCCAAAGCAAUUUUGGGAACAGAGUUUGCUCGGGGAGGAACCUCACUACCGUUACGGAAAAAUCGUUUUCCAAAAUAUGUUCCUGCAAUGGGAGCACGUCCAAAAUGUAUGUUUGUGUGUGAAAACAUGCUGUGACCAGCCCUUGGGGAGGAUGACUUGGCUUAACCCACCUUCCUCCUCCCCUUUUUUGCAGCUCUUCCGAGAAGUGAGGAUCAUGAAGGGUCUGAAUCACCCCAACAUCGGUAAGAGAGGCAGGAGCCUGGAAAGAGGUCCACCUCCGUUCACAGUGGCAGCUGCCUUUCUCUUAAGGAGCUUGAAGGCAGAACCAGGAGGGAGGGAGAGGGUCAUGUUCAAGAAAUCCAGGCAGAUCUUGCUCCGUGGAAUCCGGGGGCUGAAAUCUCUCUCUCUCACUGUUGCAGUGAAACUCUUUGAGGUGAUAGAGACGGAGAAGACACUCUACCUAGUGAUGGAGUAUGCCAGCGCAGGUGAGUCUGGGGCAUGUAGCGUUCCCAAAACAAGGAAGGAUUGGACUCUGAUUAAUAGAAUACACACAAGGCUUUACCAGAAGGACUCUGAGUUGUUGUUUAGUCGUUUAGUCGUGUCCGACUCUUCGUGACCCCCUGGACCAGAGCACGCCAGGCACUCCUGUCUUCCACUGCCUCCCGCAGUUUGGUCAAACUCAUGUUUGUAGCUUCGAGAACACUGUCCAACCAUCUGGUCCUCUGUCGUCCCCUUCUCCUUGUGCCCUCCAUCUUUCCCAACAUCAGGGUCUUUUCCAGGAGUCUUCUCUUCUCAUGAGGUGGCCAAAGUAUUGGAGCCUCAGCUUCAGGAUCUGUCCUUCCAGUGAGCACUCAGGGCUGAUUUCCUUCAGAACGGAGAGGUUUGAUCUUCUUGCAGUCCAUGGGACUCUCAAGAGUCUCCUCCAGCACCAUAGUUCAAAAGCAUCAAUUCUUUGGCGAUCAGCCUUCUUUAUGGUCCAGCUCUCACUUCCAUACAUCACUACUGGGAAAACCAGAGCUUUAACUAUAUGGACCUUUGUUGGCAAGGUGAUGUCUCUGCUUUUUAAGAUGGAGGUGCCAAUAUUAAUUCCUGUCCACCCUUCGGCCCAGGUCGUUUUAUUCACAAAAAAACUUUUUACACAGUGUUCAUAAGAACCAAUCAGAUUUCCUCUGAGCAUUUCAAAAACCCUACGUGGGACAAAGUUAAAGUUAAAACUACAAAGAAACUAUUUCCUACUGAAGCAUGCAUAGUAGACCAGAGUAAAUAAAAUAGGAAUAAAAGGAGGAAUGCAUCCAGCAAAACCCAGGAGGUCAUAAACAGGAGAGACAGGAUGGCAGUAUUUACCAUCUCUAUGUGAACUCUCUUCCUGGCCCUUAAAGGUAAAGGUAAAGGGACCCCUGAUCAUUAGGUCCAGUCGUGACCCACUCUGGGGUUGCGGCGCUCAUCUCGCUUUAUUGGCCGAGGGAGCCAGCGUACAGCUUCUGGGUCAUGUGGCCAGCAUGACUAAGCCACUUCUGGCGAACCAGAGCAGCGCACGGAAACGCCAUUUAGCUUCCCGCCGGAGCGGUACCUAUUAAUCUACUUGCACUUUGACGUGCUUUCGAACUGUGAGGUUGCCAGGAGCAGGGACCGAGCAACGGGAGCUCACCCCAUCACGGGGAUUCGAACAGCCGACCUUCUGAUCAGCAAGUCCUAGGCUCUGUGGUUUAACCCAAAGCACCACCCGCGUCCCAUUAAAGAGCUAUCUAAAGAUUAAACUAUAUCAAAGUAACCUACUAUCUUUAUGUACUGAGGAUGCCUGAUGAAGCAACUGUCCUGUAUAUCGGAAUGCUUAUAUGUGCCUGUCAUGUAGAGAAAGCAAAUGUCAGAGGUGGAGAGGCCUGUGGGAUUCGAUCAGAAACUAUUGUCAAUGAAUCAAACCCAGUCAACGCAGUGCUUUCAUAGCAGACACAAUGGCUUGCUCCAUAUUUCAUAAUUCCUCAUAGCAAUCCCACCUGACCCCCACACUCUCGAUAUUUGCUCCCCUACAGGGGCACAGUUUCUUUCUUUCUUUCUUUCUUUGGCGAUCCCUCGUAGCCGAGUAAGAUUGUCUUCCAUAAACAUGGAUUUUAAGUGACUGUGGAGGCCAAUUCUGGAUCCUCAUGUCCUUCCACAGUGGGGACAUUGGUUCCUGGGCGGGAGUUGAUCACGAUGUGGAUUUACCAAGCGUGCCUUCCUCUUAGCACGUUUCUCCCUUGCGUCCUGCGUUCGAGUGUCUUCAAAGCCCAGGACACCUUUGGUAAAGGCUGUUCUCCAACUGGAGCGCUCGCAGGCCAGUGUUCCCCAGUUGUCAGUGUUUAUACUACAUUUUUUUUAGAUUUGCCUUGAGACAGUCUUUAAACCUCUUUUGUUGACCACCAGCAUUACGCUUUCCAUUUUUAAGUUUGGAAUAGAGAAGUUGCUUUGGAAGAUGAUGAUCAGGCACAGUUUAGCUCCAUGCCAGCCCUUGCCCAGUGCACUGCCCGCCCACUUCCACAGCUCUGCAGGCAUUGCAUCCAUUUUAUGACCUUGUUGCUCAAUUCAAUAUUUUUGCAUUUAUUUAUUUUUUAAUGCACUGCGGUAUUUUAUAUUUUGCUGUUACUUUGAUUUUUUUUAUAUAUUUAUAAUUUUACUGAGAUUAUUAUAGUAAAUUAAAAUGAAUAAGAAAACAGAAAAAGAGGGCAGGGAAGAGAAUACAUUAAAAAACCAUAUUUUUGUCCUUCCAAUGUAUCGAUAUCAAUCUUUUUGCAGAAAUGAGGUCAUGGAGAAUCCAUUUACGCUCACCAAUGAUUAUUUUUAUUUAUGAUUAUUUGGCAAUGAUUUAUAGUAGCUGUUGAGUCAACUUCUGUCCAGUCCUCAUUUGCUGAUAUUUUGAGAAUUAAUUUCAUUCCGCGCCAUAAUAUUCUAAUGGAUUAUCGAAUAUCACGUUAUUCAGUGUAAGUUGUUUACUUUAAGUCAUAUUUUUAGACAUUGUUUUGCAUUGGAUCGGAUUGUUGGAGGACAUGGGGGUCUUUGUUCUAUGUUUCGUUUUUUCUACGGCUUGCAAGACGCCUUGUGCGCAGCUAGGGAUUAUUAGGAGAGGAAUGGAAAAUAUGCCGAUAUCAUAUUGCUGUUGUGCAGAACUAUGGAGCAAGGUGUGCAGUUCUGGUCCCUGUAGAACUGGGAAAGGUUCAGCAAAGGCCACACAAAUGAUGGAGGGGAUGCAGUGAGUAAGAGGCGAAAUGAUGGAAGUUUUAAAUGACAAUUUUAGGUUAUAUUUUAGUGAUCAAGAUUUAAUAUACCGUAUUUUUCGCUCUAUAAGACGCACCAGACCACAAGACGCACCUAGUUUUUGGAGGAGGAAAACAAGGAAAAAAAUAUUCUGAAUCUCAGAAGCCAGAACAGCAAGAGGGAUCGCUGCGCAGUGAAAGCAGCAAUCUCUCUUGCUGUUCUGGCUUCUGGGAUAGCUGCGCAGCCUGCAUUCGCUCCAUAAGACGCACACACAUUUCCCCUUACUUUUUAGGAGGGGAAAAGUGAGUCUUAUAGAGCAAAAAAUACGGUAUAUUUUUAACUGCCGCUAUAUCUGUAUUGUCUCUGUUAUACCCAAUUGCAAUUCAAUGUAUUCCUGUUGUGUUUUUCCUGAUAUUGUAAGUGACCUGGAACUGGUCUGUGACCGUAAUAAUAAAAUUCAAUUCACUGAUGGAAGUUUAUGAAAAGUGGGGAGGGGAAAAGUGGAGAGGAGAAGUUUUUCUUCUUUUCUCAUAAUACCCACAUUUAAUUAGGCUGAAUGUUGGAAGAUGCGGGACAAAUAAAAGGAUUUCCCCCCCAUGCAGCACAUAGCUAACCUUUGGAACUCCCUGCCACAGGAGCCAGCGGUGGGCACCCACUUGGGUGGCUUUAAAAGAGGAAUAGACAAAUUCAUGGAGGAGGAGAGGGCUUCUCAUGGCGACUAGCCAGGAUGCCACUGGCCUGAUCCUGCAGGCUCUUCUGGUGUUAGCCUAACGUCCCUUUCUCUCCGCCUGUAGGAGAAGUCUUUGACUACCUGGUUUCCCACGGGCGUAUGAAGGAGAAGGAGGCUCGGGCCAAGUUCAGACAGGUGAGGAGAGGAGACCCCAGCCAGGGGCCCGGUUGCUCUUUGGGUGCCCGGAAAGGGGCGAGGGGUGAUUGGCGGGAAUGUGGCUUGGCUGAUGUUUUGGGUUUUUUUUUAAAAAAAAAUUUAAUCAUUUUUUCAAUACAAACAACAACCACAAACAACAGAAACCAUGAUAACACUAAUAACUUGACAAUUCAGAUUUGAAGACACAGAUAUACACCAUUUUUUCUUUGCAUUUUAUUUAUUUAUUAACAUUCUUAUAUUACAUCGGUAAACAUUGUCAUAUUACAUUACAGGACUUACUGUAAUAUAAUUUCCAACAUGUAUACAAAAAUGAUAUGCAAAUUUUAUAUACCUGAAAAGAAAAUGAAACAACAAAAAAAGAAGGAAAGAACAAAGAAACAACAAUUUCCCCCAAAAAAUCAUAUACAUACCAACACACUAGACUUCCUCUCUUUCCCAUUGUAUAUUCCCUUUUUUACAAAUGAAUGUUCUCUUAUUAUUGUAUAUUUCUUUACAUUUUAUCUAAUACAUUCCUAUAUCAAUAUGUGCUCUUAGUCUUAUUUCUCCACUCAGUCUGGCUCCAACAUCAAUGAAACGCUAGCAUAGAUAGCGAACCUUUACUGUAUUUUUGAACAUAUGUUUUAUAUCUAUCCCACUUUUCCAUAAAUUUUUGUUUUGAAUUGUCUCUCAGGGUAUUUGUGACUACACCUUUUUAACAAUAUUUUCCCACCACUCUCUCCUCCCACCACUAUCCACCUUAUCGCUUAAAUAUUCCUUCCAGAUUUCUUCAUAUUUAUCUGUUCUUAAUUUGUGUUAAUUCAUUUGUAUGCAGCUUAUCAAUGGAUAAUUGCGGCUCUUCCAAUUCAUCAAAACAAGUUUUUUUGCUUCUAAUAUAGCACGGUACAUCCAUUUUUUUUUGACCCCUUGCAAUCUCCCAUGUAUUCCGGAAUAUAAUUUAGAAUUAAAUUCAAUUCCCCUAAAUAACAAUUUCUUUUUGGCUGAUGUUCUGGGGCAGAGAGGAUAUCAGACACUCCCUGGUCCAGAUCCAUCCCCUAUGGCUUUCACACGUGGCCAAGGAUUGAUUUCCUUUCUCUUUCCAGCCGAGGGGGCGGGGUAAGGAUUGAUCCUGGCAGCCUGGCCUGUUUGGCUUUAAAAGGGGGGCACUCACGACUCUGGAUGGGGGGGAGACAGAGGGAGUCUCAUCUCUGCAGGAAGUGGGAGAGCCUUGCAGGGAUCUUUCCCACACCCCCGGACAUUUUCACCCACCACAUUAUCUCCCGCUUGGACUACUGCCAUGCGCUCUACGUGGGGCUACCUUUGAAGGUGACCUGGAAACUACAACUAAUCCAGAAUGCGGCAGCUAGACUGGGGACUGGGGGCGGCUGCCGAGACCACAUAACACCAGUCUUGAAAGACCUACAUUGGCUCCCAGUACGUUUCCAAGCACAAUUCAAAGUGUUGGGGCUGACCUUCAAAGCCCUAAACGGCCUCAAAGGCCCAGUAUACCUGAAGGAGCGUCUCCACCCCCAUCGUUCUACCUGGACGCUGAGGUCCAGUGCUGAGGGCCUUCUGGCAGUUCCCUCAUUGCGAGAAGCCAAGUUACAGGGAACCAGGCAGAGGGCCUUCUCGGUGGUGGCGCCCGCCCUGUGGAACGCCCUCCCACCAGAUGUCAAAGAGAUAAACAACUACCUGACAUUCAGAAGACAUCUGAAGGCAGCCCUGUUCAAGGAAGCUUUUAAUAUGUGACAUUUUAAUGUAUUUUUAAUCUUUGUUGGAAGCCGCCCAGAGUGGCUGGGGAAACCCAGCCAGAUGGGCGGGGUACAAAUAAUAAAUUAUUAUUAUAUUUCUUCUUCUCGCUCCUAGAUUGUCUCGGCUGUGCACUACUGUCACCAGAAGAACAUUGUCCACAGGGACCUGAAGGUGAGGGCUCUGGGCUGCUCCCCUCCAUUUCCUCCCCCUCCCCUCCACCCCGUCCCAGUAACUACGAUGCCAUGAGCACCACGUCACUCAGUAGAACAGCAGGGCUGGCGAAAUUCGGGGUGCAAGCCUCUGCCCUGGACUUCACAGCAUGGUCUGCAGCAAAUCGCUCUGCCUCCAUUCCUCCAUCUGUAAAAUGGGCAUAAUUAUUACCCUGUCGGAUGAGCAGGGCAAACAGAGAGGGGCCUUCAGCAGUUCAUCUGCUUCGUGCCGGCUCUUAAGAACCCAAAUCCAGGUACCCCAAAGCUGAUUCAGAUUCCUAGAAUUUUCUGUGCCCCUCGCCUUGCCGGGGGUUGGGCUAGUUGACCUUUGGGGGUCCCUUCCAACUUUCCAGCUCUGUCGUUCUGUGACUUCAUCGUCCAUUCUGUGACUCUCCCCUCUGCCACCAAAAACAGGCCGAGAACCUUUUGCUGGACGCUGACGCCAACAUAAAGAUCGCCGACUUUGGCUUCAGCAACGAGUUCACGCUGGGCUCCAAACUGGACACGUUUUGCGGGAGCCCUCCCUACGCCGCCCCAGAACUCUUCCAGGGCAAGAAGUACGACGGCCCCGAGGUGGACAUCUGGAGCCUGGGGGUCAUCCUCUAUACGCUGGUCAGCGGCUCCUUGCCUUUCGACGGACAGAACCUCAAGGUGGGGCAGAGUGGGGGUCGCCAGGAAGCCUUGAAGGGGGAAGUGGGGGGUUAUGGGGCCGGAGCCAGGCCCGGGGGACUGCUGGGUCUCCCAAGCCAGAAGCAGAGAUAGGGUGGGGGCAAGGAGGGGGUCCAUUUGGGCCCCUUGAACUUUUCUCUUUUUGCAGACAGGUGUGUUGUUUUUUUCAGGUUAAGAACCGUUUUAUUCGAGUUUGGGAUUUUUACAUACAUUACAGGUGAAACUCGGAAAAUUAGAAUAUCGUGGAAAAGUUCAUUUAUUUCAGUAAUUCAACUUAAAAGGUGAAACUAAUAUAUGAGGUAGACUCAUGACAUGCAAAGCGAGAUAUGUCAAGCCUUUAUUUGUUACAAUUGUGAUGAUCAUGGUGUACAGCUGGUGAAAACCCCAAAUUAACAAUCUCAGAAAAUUAGAAUAUUAAAUGAAAUCAGCAAAACAAGGAUUGCAAAUAGAGCAAUAUUGGACCUCUGAGACGUAGAAGCAUGCAUAUGUACUCAGUACUUGGUUUGGGCCCCUUUUGCAUCAAUUACUGCUGAAAUAAAUGAACUUUUCCACGAUAUUCUAAUUUUCCGAGUUUCACCUGCAUAUUAUCUCCUUCCAAUUUUUAAAUUUCCUGUACAAUUUUUUUCCUUUCCCUCCCUCCCUCCCUCCCUUCCCACCCCCACCCCCAUAUCCAUAUCCAUUGGAAGGGUUCAAACAAUUAUCCUCAGCCACGGGCAUAGUGUCUUUUGUUUCCACCGAACGUCUUUUGUUCCAGUAGUUUUUAUCCAGUGAAGAUAGGGGUUCCAUCUGUUCCUUAUCGUGGUGGACUUGACCUUCCGCAUUGUUUCCUGUGACGUUAUUUUGACAAUGUCUGACUGAAUAAGUUCAGACAAAUAACUAUUCCAUGCCCCUACUUGCAGACAGCUUUGUUGGAAUAGCGUAAGGGGUUUCUCUCCCCAAAAGCUUAAGAUGCCUCCCCAAACCACACUUCUCCCCUGAAUUGUACAACGUCCUGUCUUUUGUGUUCUAUGUAAUGGAAAUGGUUCCCAAAUCAAUCUUUCACAGGGGCAGACUUCAGAACUCUUUGCCUGUUGACAUCAGGCGGGUCGCCUUCACUGUACUCCUUCCUGCUAAAAGCAUAUUUAUUUAGGCAAAGUCUACCCAGACAUAAUAAUAAUAAUAGUAACAACAACAACAUAUUCCUGUGAUAGAUUAUUAUAAAUAAGAAUACAUUUAUUAUCACAUCGUCACUGGCCAUUUCAUUGUUUUAUCCGUUGUGUGAACCCCUUCGAAGUUCAUUUCUUUUUUAACUAUCACGCAGUACGUAACUUUUAUGAAAUAAACUGAUAAAAAAAGACCUGAAACAAAAAGAUGAGGAACCAGAGAAAAGAAUGACUCUAUGUGACAAAGUGUGAAAACCGCAUAUUAUGCACGUCCCACCCAGAUAAUGCCGGUUCCUCUGCCCAGCAGCUCUUUAUUUUAUUUUUGUUUCAUAAAAUUUGCACACCACUUGGUUAUAACAGCCCUCAGAGCAGCUUGCAAAAGAGAUUUUGGAAAUAAAGGUAUCACCAAGGAAGAUGAACAGUAAUUUAAAACUUUCGAAAACUCACACCAGCAUUCUAAACAUCCGAGCAGAACUGUCUAAACAAAAAUGGCACCAAAUUAUAUCAUCAUUACUGUAUUCAAAUCCCACCUUUUUCCCAGACCAGGAAUCAAGGAUAGCGAAGGCACUUGGCUGAUGUCAAUAGGCAGGGAGUUCCACAGGGCAGAUCCCUGAGCUCCGAGGUGUUACAGGGUGGCAAGACCUCGCUUGUGUUAGCAAUCAUGCUGUAGCAAUCCUUAACUGCCGCUGACCCCAGAUUGUGGCUUAUGGGGGGGAAACCAGUGGCGGUGGUGCCCACAGAGACUGGAAGCACCAUUAACUCCUCGCGGGUGCCCUUCCGCACCCCAAACCUCCCGUUUGUCUGCCGGCAUAGGGCCAGGCGGGGACGCAGGUGGCGCUGUGGGUUAAACCACAGAGACUAGGACUUGCCAAUCAGAAGGUCGGCGGUUCGAAUCCCCACGACGGAGUGAGCUCCCGUUGCUCGGUCCCAGCUCCUGCCAACCUAGCAGUUCGAAAGCACGUCAAAGUGCAAGUAGAUAAAUAGGUACCGCUCUGGCGGGAAGGUAAACGGUGUUUCCGUGCGCUGCUCUUGUUCGCCAGAAGCGGCUUAGUCCUGCUGGCCACAUGACCUGGAAGCUGGACGCCGGCUCCCUCGGCCAAUAAAGCGAGAUGAGCGCCGCAACCCCAGAGUCGGCCACGACUGGACCUAAUGGUCAGGGGUCCCUUUACCUUUACCUUUAUAGGGCCAGGCUGACCCAAAGGUUGGGGGGAAAGAGGGUGAGUUUGAGGCAGGUUGGGGGAACCCGGUUUGGCUAUGACUGACGCUUCCACCUGCUCAAUUCAGGAGCUGCGGGAACGAGUCCUUCGUGGCAAAUACCGCGUGCCCUUCUACAUGUCCACGGACUGCGAGAACAUCCUGCGGCGCUUCUUGGUCCUGAACCCCUCUAAGCGCUGCACCCUGGAGGUAGGGGCACCUAAGAUGGCUGGGCGGGGGGGAGGGAAGAGGGGCUUGGUGAGUGGGUCUGGUGAAGAUGGCCGGGGGGCGGCGACUGAGCCGCGUCCCAAGAACCAAGGCUUUACUGUGUGUGGGAGAGAGAGAAAGAGAGGGAUUCCUGCACUGAAGAUUGAGGUUGAAUCCUGACAAGUACUGUUUUUGGGGGACAGGAGGCGGGAGGGUGUGGGGGACUCCCUGGUCCUGAAUGGGGUAACUGUGCCCCUGAAGGACUAAGUCCGCAGCCUGGGAGUCAUUCUGGACUCACAGCUGUCCAGGGAGGCGCAGGUCAAUUCUGUGUCCAGGGCGGCUGUCUGCCAGCUCCACCUGGUACGCAGGAUGAGACCCUCCCUGCCCGCAGACUGUCUCUCCAGAGUGGUGCAUGCUCUGGUUAUCUCCUGCUUGGACUACUGACAUGCGCUCUACGUGGGGCUACCUUUGAAGGUGACCCGGAAACUGCAGUUAAUCUAGAAUGCGGCAGCCAGACUGGUGACUGGGAGCGGCCACCGGGACCACAUAACACCGGUCCGGAGAGAUCUGCAUUGGCUCCCAGUACAUUUCCAAGCACAAUUCAAAAUGUUGGUGCUGACCUUGAAAGCCCUAAACGGCCUCGGUCCAGUAUAUCUGAAGGAGCGUCUCCACCCCUAUCGUUCUGCCCGGACACUGAGAUCCAGCUCCGAGGGCCUUCUGGCAGUUCCCUCAUUGCGAGAAGUGAGGUGACAGGGAACCAGGCAGAAGGCCUUCUCAGUAGUGGCGCCCACCCUGUGGAAUGCCCUCCCUUCAGAUGUGAAGGAAAUAAGCAGCUAUCCUAUCUUUAAAAGACAUCUGAAGGCAGCCCUGUUCAGGGAAACUUUUAAUAUUUAAUGCUGUACUGUUUUUAACAUUUGAUUGGGAGCCGCCCAGAGUGGCUGUGGAAAGUCAGCCAGAUGAGCAGGGUAUAAAUAAUAAAUUAUAUAUUUAUUAUUAUUAUUAUUAUUAUUAUUAUUGGGGUUGGACUAGAUGGCCACUGGGGGGUCCCUUCCAAUCCUACGAUUCUCUGAUUCCAUAAGUGCCAGCUGGAUCAGGCCCAAUGGGUCCCAUCCAGUCCAGCAGCAUCCUGUUCUCACAGUGGUCAAGUGCCCCCGAAGAACCUAGGGAUCUAGGGAAGACUGGAAAACAUUUAUUGAAUAUAUGGGGAAUAACUGUGUACAGCUGAAAACUCUGGCAGCAUUGAGAUCGAUUCAACAGUUGCGAUGGACGUAAUAAUGGAAUACCGAAUGGGAUAGUUUCUGCAAAACACGCAGGGAUUCAGGAUGUGUAAAAUGAACGAUGGGAAGAGAAGAAAGGAAGUCGUUGAUGUUUUAAGGAGGUAAAAAUGAGUGUUUUAAAUGGUAAAACAGAAAAUUGGAUAAAAAUUACAUGAAAUAAAAAAUAGAUAGAUGGCCUCUGGGCCAUAAAAACAUAAGAAAAGCCAGCCCAAAGGGGGCCUCCUCUUAGUCCAGCAUCCUAUUCCCACAUUGGCCAACCGGAUGUCCAUUAGGAGAAACCCGCAGUCAGGAUCCGGGUGCAAGAGCAACUCUCGCCUCCUGCCAUUUUUCCCGCAGCUGGCAUUCGCAAGCAUUGACCCUGGAACCGCUGCUUGCUUUUUCUUCCCUGUUCUCUAAGCCAUUGCUUGAGACGUUGCUCAUUCCCUGGGGGAGAACGAGGGAGCGCAGCUGGUGCCCCCGCCUCCUCCGAGCCACAAUUCCACAGACCCAUUCUCCAGCUCCAUCUUCUGCCCUCCAACCUGUUUCUCCUUACAGGAAGCUGUUGCUGCUGCUGCUGCUGCUGCUGUGAGAGGAGACCUUUAAUUAGCUAAUGUCUCCGUGGGAUCUGGCCCUGCCCACCGCCUCUCCCUCCCCCCUCCCCCCACGGAUGGCUGUAAUUAGCCUAAUCGACUCAGGGAUAAUUAUACAGUGUGUCAGGGAGGCAGAGAGCAACCUCAGCUCCCUGCCUGCCUGCCUGCCUGCCUGCCUUUUCCCCCAGCGUAGUUUGCAGGCUUCUGGGGGGGAGAUGCUGAGAGAUGGGGUGGGGUGAGGAUGCUUUGAGUGUGUGUUGGGGGGGGUCUUCUUUGCCGAGGGGGUCCCUUCUGGCCAAAGAUGAUCUCAGAGCCUCUGCUUUCCUGGAUCCAGGUGUUGUUGUUUUUUAAAGGAAGCUGCCUUGCGCAGCGUCAGGCGUUGAUCCAUCUAGUGCAAUACAUUCUUCACUGGCUGGCAGCUGCUCUCGAGGAUUUUAAGCAGAGAGCCUCUCCCAGCCUUACCUGGAUUUGAACCCAAGACCUUCUGCUUGCAAAGCAGAUGCUCUGAGCUGCGGCCCUGUUGUUGUUCGUUUUAUUUUAUUUAAAGGGAGUUUGUGCCUGGAGCUAUUUUGUGACGACCAAGGGUGCCCUUGAGCAGGUGCAGAGUGCUUCUCCCUCACGGCUGAGCUUGCAGGAAUUUGAACCGUGGUUCCCAAAGCACAAGCGAUACAUGGGGUGACCUAGCAGAAUGCUAAGAUGCAUGUUGGGUGCAAACAAUUUUGAGGUGCAAACGAUUUCAUAAACCUGCUAGCACUGGAUCAAGUCCAACUGAAUGAAUUACUUCAACUGAAUAGUUUUCAUUGGGCUUUGAAUAAGUGUGCAAUUAAUUGUGGCUGGUCUGGAUUUUAUGGUGCUGUUGCCUUCCUUGGUGUGCCAUGCAAACGGCUAUUCUGAAAAAUGCUUUUUUAUAUAUAGUUUUAGGGUAGUGCCCACUCGGAGUGAGUCUGUGGAAACCCCAAAAAAGUUAGGGAGCCACUGGUGUGAGAGAGGAAGGAGUUUCCAGGCAUGGACAGAGGGUGUGUCUGUGUCUAGGCCUCCCCUUCUCGCCCCUCCAUUUCACGAAUGCCCUUCUUCUCCGCAGCAAAUCAUGAAGGACAAGUGGAUCAAUAUUGGCUACGAGGGGGACGAACUAAAGCCCUAUAAAGAGCCGGAAGAGGACUUUGCAGACGCCAAGCGCAUCGGUAAGGGCGUGUGGUGUGUUUUCACUGGGUAUGAAACAGCAGGUGCUGCCACACUCAAAGACGGAGUUCUUGCACAUGUGGACCCUGCAACAGAGUCGGUUCUGUUAAGUUGUGGGUGAACAUAUCAGACGACACAGCGAUUCUUCAAACAGCUCUUGUUUAUUCACAGCCCAGAACAGAACUGAACUGAAGGGUUCAGCCAGCUUGCUUAUAUAGAGCUCCACUAGAACACAACAGUAACCAUUUUCUGUAACUAUCCAAUCACUGAACGUCACUUUCGAUCCCUUAUUUGCAUAUGUGGACCUGAGUGAAAACUACCUACAGUAUCCCCCUGCUGGCCCAGGGUGAGAACUUCAGCACAUAACAGGUUCCACACUUUGAAGCAGUUGGGGGACAGGGGGUGGGUGUGUAUGGAGGACUCCCUGGUCCUGAAUGGGGCAACUGUGUCCCUGAAGGACCAGGUGCGCAGCCUGGGAGUAAUUUUGGACUCAUAGCUGUCCAUGGAGGAGCAGGUCCAUUCUGUGUCCAGGGCAGCUCCAUCUGGUAUGCAGGAUGAGACCCUCCCUGCCCGCAGACUGUCUCUCCAGAGUGGUGCAUGCUCUAGUUAUCUCCCGCUUGGACUACUGCAAUGCGCUCUACAUGGGACUAACUUUGAAGGUGACUCGGAAACUACAACUAUUCCAGAAUGUGGCAGCUAGACUGGUGACUGGGGGUGGCCGCCGAGACCACAUAACACCGGUCUUGAAAGACCUACAUUGGCUCCCAGUACGUUUCCGAGCACAAUUCAAAGUGUUGAUGCUGGUCUUUAAAGCCCUAAACAGCCUCAAAGGCCCAGUAUACCUGAAGGAGCGUCUCCACACCCAUCGUUCUGCCCGGACACUGAGGUCCAGCGCUGAGGGCCUUCUGGCGGUUCCCUCAUUGCAAGAAGUGAGGUUACAGGGAACCAGGCAGAGGGCCAUCUCGGUGGUGACACCCACCCUGAGGAACGUGCUCCUUUCAGAUGUCAAGGAAAUAAACAACUAUCUGACUUUUAAAAGACAUCCGAAGGCAGCCCUGUACAGGGAAGUUUUUUAUGUUUGAUGUUUUAUCGUGUUUUUAACGUUCUGUUGGGAGCCGCCCGGCAUGGCUGGGGAAACCCAGCCAGGUGGGCGGGGUAUAAGUAACUGAUGAUGAUGAUGAUGAUGAUGAUGAUGAUGAUAUUGGGUGAGGUGAUUUUGCAAGUAAACUGGUCCCAAAUUGUUACGGGCUCUAUACACCAGUUCCUAUCCCAGGCUACUCUUUGUAUAGAAGGUGAUAAACAGUCCAAGGUAACCAAAGAGUUUUGCAAUGUGAGGGGUGCCCUCUGCUUUGUUUUUUUUUAAAAGCCAGAAACAAAAUAAAGUUGUGCCUUUCAGUCCCUGAGGAGUUCUUGUGCUUCAAGCCUUGUGCCGAUUUUGUUUCCUUGUUUAUUUAUUACACCAAGUGCCCUUCGCCCUACCAUUUUGCCGGACAACUACCCUUCAAGUUCUUCAAAGGCCUGGUUAUCCUCAGCCUGGCCGCUGGGAGAAGAGAACUUACUAGGGACUUAAAGCUGCAAAUUUAAUAUUAUCUCCCGUGAAAAGAUUGAGGAGAGCUAGCUCCGGGCAUUGGGAGACAUUUUGUCCAGUAAUUAAGCAGUUGGUCCCUUACCUUUCUCACCCUGAUCUGGCCACAGUGAUCCAUGUGACGGUCACCUCCAGGCUUGAUUAUUGUAAUUCACUCUACACGGGGCUGCCCUUGAAGCUGACUCAGAAACUCCAGAGGUUGCAGAAUGCGGUGGCGAGACUCCUUACGGGGUCCUUGCCAUGGGAUCGCAUUCAUCCAGCGCUUUACCAGCUGCACUGGCUCCCAGUGAAAUACAGGGUGCUGGUUUAAGGUGCUGGUUUUGACCUUUAAAGCCCUAUGCAGCCUAGGACCCAUGUACCUACAGGACCGCCUCUCCUGGUAUGCCCCGCGGAGGACCUUAAGGUCCACAAAUGACAACACCCUGGAGGUCCCAAGUCGCAAGGUGGUUAGAUUGGUCUCAACUAGGGCCAGGGACUUUUCAGUACUGGCCCCAAGUUGGUGGAACGCUCUGUCACAAGAGACUAGAGCCCUGUGGGAUUUGACAUCUUUCCGCAAGGCCUGCAAGACAGAGCUGUUCUGCCUGGCCUUUGGUUUGGACUCAACCUGACCCUUAUGUUUCCCUCCCCUUAUGGUUUUGAUUUAUGGGCUACUAUUAAAAUGAGGCUGCAUUUUAAAUUAUAUUUUAACCUGUAUUUUAAAUUGGUGUUUAUUAUUAUUAUUAUUAUUAUUGUUGUUGUUGUUGUUGUUGUAAUUUUACUGGUGUUAGCUGCCUUGAGCCCAACUCUGGCCGGGGAGGGUGGGGUAUAAAUAAAUUUAUUAUUAUUAAAUAAUAAUAUAUUAUUAAUAAAGUUUUUUAUUAUUAAAAUAAAUUUAAUAAUAAUAGCUUUUUAUUUCAACGAACACUUCCUCCCAGAACUCAGAGAGUCAUCGAAACAUAGGAUUGUAGAGUUGGAAGGGGGUAUCCAAAGGUCAUCCAGCCCAACCCCCUGCGAUGGAGAAAUCUUAACCAAAGCAUGCAUAACAGAGGGCCAUCCAACCUCUGCCUAAAAGCCUCCAAGGAAGGAGGGUGUGCCAGCUUCUGAGAAGAGCCCAUUCCACAGCCAAAUGGCUCUAACUAACCCUAAGAAGGUCGGGGCGCGGGUGGUGCUGUGGGUUAAACCACUGAGCCUAGGACUUGCCGAUCAGAAGGUCGGCGGUUCGAAUCCCCAUGACAGGGUGAGCUCCAAUUGUUUGGUCCCUGCUCCUGCCCACCUAGCAGUUUGAAAGCACGUCAAAGUGCAAGUAGAUAAAUAGGUACCACUCCGGCAGGAAGGUAAAUGGCGUUUCCGUGCGCUGCUCUGGUUUGCCAGAAGCGGCUUAGUCCUGCGGGCCACAUGACCCGGAAGCUGUACGCUGGCUCCCUCGGCCAAUAAAGCGAGAUGAGCGCCGCCACCCCAGAGUCGGCCACGACAGGACCUAAUGGUCAGGGGUCCCUUUACCUUUAACCCUAAGAAAAAUCCUUCCUAAUGUUUAGUCAGACUCUCCUUCCUUGCCAUUUGAAUCCGUUGGUUUGGAGCCUGCCCUCUGGAGCAGCAGAAACACCUUCUAACUUCCUCCAUCUGAGCCACCUUCUCUUGUGUCACAUAAAUUGGUGACUUAGAGCCUAACCUUCUUCGCCGUCUCUUUCCUCUCCCUGCCCAGAAGUGAUGGUGGGCAUGGGCUACACCCGUGAAGAGAUCAAGGAAGCCCUGACCAGCCAGAAGUACAACGAGGUCACGGCCACGUACCUCCUGCUGGGCAGGAAGAACGAGGUGAGGCCUGGGCUUACGGGCGGGGUGGGGGGUGUUGCAGGAAUUUAUGUCUAGGUUGGGGGGGGGGUUGCCCCUCCAGCAGAUAUCAUGUGCAUGCAGCCCACUACCAAAACCAGCACAAUCGCUUCUGUGACUUCUGUGAUUUGUCCCCACAAAACACUUCAUCACAGUUUCUUCCUAUCUAUUCAAAGGGCCUUUGCUGCACGAUACCAAAUGUAAGAAUUCACUGAUAAAUGCAUCUAUGUACUGGCUCACUGGGGAAACUUCAGAAAUUCAUAUAGACAUGUGAGCUCAGCUACUCAGCAGCCCCUCUGCCCAAGUGAUAAUUCCUGGCAUCCUGAUACCUGAGUGCCAGACAGGUAGCCAUUCCAGAAAGAACAAACCCAGAUGAAGACAAAAGGGUGGGAUGAACUUGGCUGGGAAACAGGGAAAUGUACAUAUCUCUUUUGUUACACCUGAUGGGUGUUAGGUGGGGAGCAAGGAGAACCAUGGGGCAGGGUCCAGGAUGCUCAGAUUACGGCCACCAGACCUCCCCUUUCAUGAUGUAACCAUGAUGUAGUUUGGGGGGGUGUAACAUGGGGAUUAGCAGCUAAUAAAAGUUUGGGUUCUCUUUUGUUCGGGGCUUCCAUCUUGUUCCACCUGGUGGCAGGUGGGAGUCCUAUUGCGACAGUCUUCAAUAAAGACCAAGCCUACUGGUUUUCCUGGCUGGUGUCCUUGUUUUUUGUCCAAGGGAACCCUCAGAUUUCUCUGUUAAUGGUUUUUGCUGCGACUUCUUCCCCUUUCCAUUUUUGGGAUAGGUCGUUGUCUCGUUGUGCUGUGCGUAAUCUUAUAAGCGUCUACCAUGUCGCCUCCCUAUCUCCCAGCAGGUGGAAGGGGUCGAGUCUCGCACCGGCAGCAGCCUCUCGCUGGCCCGGGUGCGGGCGCCCAGCGAGGUUUCCAACGGCACCAGCAAGUCCUCUUCGUCUCACUCCAAGAGCCAGCGGAGCUCCUCCACUUACCACCGGCAGCGGCGGCACAGCGAUUUCUGUGAGUGGCGUGCUCUCCCUGCGCCCCCCCAACCGCUCCGUCCCAGUCUCGUACCACCACCCAAACUGAUCAGUGCAGGGCUGAAAUGGCUCCUUGCUCCAUUUCCCGUGUGAAUCCAUAGGAGAUUGUUCCAGUCCAUGGGCAUUUCGUGACACCUUGGUUGCCUUGGUUCUUCUCCUUCCUCUUCUUCUUCUUCUUCUUCUUCUUCCUCUUCCUCUUCUUCCUCCUCCUCCUCUUCUUCUUCUUCCUCCUCCUCCUCUUCUUCUUCUUCCUCUUCCUCCUCUUCUUCUUCCUCUUUUUCUUCUUCUUCCUCCUCCUCCUCUUCUUCUUCUUCUUCUUCUUCUUCUUCUUCCUCUUCCUCUUCCUCCUCCUCCUCCUCUUCUUCUUCCUCCACUUUUUCUUCUUCCUCUUCUUCUUCUUCUUCCUCCUCCUCCUCCUCUUCUUCUUCUUCUUCUUCUUCCUCCUCUUCUUCUUCCUCUUUUUCUUCUUCUUCCUCCUCCUCCUCUUCUUCUUCUUCUUCUUCUUCUUCUUCUUCUUCGGCAAUCCUUCAUAGCUGAGUAAGAUUGUCUUCCAUAAACACGGUUUUAACAAUGAGUCCGCAAGUGACUGUGGAGGCCAAUUCUGGAUCCACACGUCCUUCCACAGUGGGGACAUUGGUUUCUGGGUGGGAGUUGAUCACGGUGUGGAUUUGCCAAGCAUGCCUUCCUCUUAGCGCCUUUCCCCCUUUUGUCCUGAGUUCGAGUGUUUUCAAAGCCCAUGACACCUUUGGUCAAGGCUGUUCUCCAACUGGAGCGCUCGCAGGCCAGUGUUUCCCAAUUGUUGGUGCUUAUACUACAUUUUUAAAGAUUUGCCUUGAGCCGGUCUUUAAACCUCUUUUGUUGACCACCAGCAUUACACUUCCCAUUUUUAAGUCCGGAAUAGAGUAGUUGCUUUGGAAGAUGAACAUCAGGCAUCCACACAACAUGACCAGUCCAACAAAGUUGAUGUUGAAGAAUCAUAGCUUUGACACUGGUGAUCUUUGCUUCUUUGAGUACACUGGUUUUAGUUCGCCUGUCUUCCCAAGUGAUGUGUAAAAUUUUUCGGAGACAUUGGAAAAUGCUGACAAGGCAAUGAUCUGGCAAGUGAGAAAAAGGAACCUAAGAAAGGCCAGGCUGGUGGAUCAAGCCAAGGGCCCCCCUAGUCCAGCGUCCUCAUCUCACAGUGGCCAAAUACCCCUGAGAACCUAGAAUUCUAGAUGGACUGCCCCUAUUCAUUCAUUUUUUUUCCAAAAUAUAGUCCGGCCCCCCACGAGGUCUGAGGGACAGUGGACCGGCCCCCUGCUGAAAAAGUUUGCUGACCCCUGUGGACCUAGUCCAACCACAGUGGCUCUCACCUUGCUUUCAUUUUCCGUGAACUAGAAGUUUCACAGAGACCUGCGUUCGAAUUCCUGUUCGGCCAAGGAGCGCUCCUUUGGACCAGCCGCGGAUUCUCUUUUUUUUUUUUAAAUUUAUUAAAGUUUCAAAAGAAGAAAAAUCACGUUAAUAAAAAGAUUAACAAUAAAAAGGAAAAAUACAAAGUAGAAAAAAGAAAAAACAGUUAAAAACAAUUCCAUCUUUUCAUCACUUCGUUUACAUUUACUUGUUUCCCGGACCUCCUCAUACCUCCCUCUUUUGUAUUCCAGUUCAAUUUGUUAAUUAUUAAUACAGUUUAUUAAUACAAUUAACAAUUUGUUAAUUGUUAAUACAGCCGUGGAUUCUCUCCUCUCUGUCUCUGAUGGCCUCUCUCUCCUGCCCUCUCCAGGCGGCCCAUCCCCAGUGCCCAUGCACCCCAAGCGCAGCCCCACCAGCACGGGGGACGGGGAGCUGAAAGAGGACCGCAUGCCGUCUCGCAAGGCCAGCUGCAGCGUCGUCAGCAGUAGCGGCAGAGGCAUCCCGCCCUCCAGCCCCAUGGUGAGCAGUGCCAAUAACCCCAACAAAUCUGAGAUCCCCGACCGCCGCAAGGACAGUGCCGUGAACACGGUGAGCAGCAGCGGGCUCCGGGGUCCUGCGGGCGCCCCAUCCCAGUGACCCCCACCUGUGGGGAGGAAGGGGUAGGGGCCUGCAGCUCUGGUGUGACUGGAACCCCAUCCGCUUCCGAGCUGCGUGGCAGAGGAAACGAAACUUUCCUCCCCUAAACGCACAUUUCUUUUUGUGUCCCAGAAGCCCUUGCGGAAGCUGUGCGUCCUUCUGGGCGCUGGUCUGUCCUGUGAGUUAUUCCCAGGCAGCGGCUCGAGGUGGGGGGAGGCAUGGCUGGGUUCGGGCGAGAGGCAAAAGCCUCAAACUACCCUGGGACGCGGGUGGCGCUGUGGGUUAAACCACAGAGCCUAGGACUUGCCGAACGGAAGGUUGGCGGUUCGAAUCCCCGCGACGGGGUGAUCUCCCGUUGCUCAGUCCCUGCUCCUGCCAACCUAGCAGCUCGAAAGCACACCAGUGCAAGUAGAUCAAUAGGUACCACUCCGGCAGGAAGGUAAACGGCAUUUCUGUGCGCUGCUCUGGUUCACCAGAAGCGGCUUAGUCAUGCUGGCCACAUGACCCAGAAGCUGUACGCCGGCUCCCUUGGCCAAUAAGCGAGAUGAGCGCCGCAACCCCAGAGUCAGCCACGACUGGACCUAAUGAUCAGAGGUCCCUUUACCUUUACUUUUAACCUGGGACCAGAUUCACAGUACCUUGCAGUAGCCAUGUCCGGCAGGUCUUGUUAUCUACCCUGGGAAGAAAAAUCUGUGUCUUGUAAUGUGUGGCAACCCCACACGGGCAGCAAGCACGCAUGUGCAUAGCCGCACAUGCACAUUCAGACGUGUCCGAAGCCGGAAUCUGUCUCAGCAACAGCAAAAUCCCUCUUGGACACACAGCCUUGACUUCCACCCCAAAUCCCCAUUCUGAGACGCCUGGGCGUUCGGCUGCCUGCUUCCCGGUUUGGAGAGCCCUGAGCUGAGCCGGCGAAAAGCUGUUUUGCCGAAACGAGUCCGGCUUCUCAAAAGUUCCGUCUUGGGGGGGUUUUUGCCGCUGUUUCUCUCCCGCCUCCGCCUCUUCAGCCGGGACUCUUCCUCUCUCGUUGCAGAAUAACAUUCCCUCGAGUAUGAUGACCCGGAGGAAUACCUACGUCUGCACGGAUCGGCCUGGCGGAGAACGACACUCCCUGCUCCAGAAUGGGAAGGAGAACAGGUAUUGCUGCGGUUAUUCCCCUAAGGUCCUAGGACAGGCUGCAGCAAUCAAAACACGAUAUUGGGGGGAAAUUUCAAAACAACCUGCAAAGGCAAAGCAAGGUGGCUCCUACAAAUGUACGCCUCAGCUAUGGCGUUCGAAAUUUGCCAGGCGCAUUUUGCACCAGGCUGUCGGCCGUUUGCGACCGGGUGAAAAUGCCCGGUGCCAGGAUGACCGCUAACAUCUCCCCCAUCUGGAGGUGCAUUCUGGGAGCCAACUGGCUCAAAAAUGGCAACUAGGCAUUCCAUUUUGGCGGCUGUAACCCUGGUUUCGGGAGCUAUCUGGCUUCUAUAUCUGAAUUUCUGACACUGCUUAGCUGUGAUUUCUGCAUUGCAGGGGCCUAGACUAGAUGCUGUCCGUUCUGUAAUUCCAUUGCUUUCAAACAUCUUGAGAUCUUUCCGCAGGGCCUGCAAAACAGAGCUGUUCCGCCUGGCAUUUGGUUUGGACUCAGUCUAACUCUUAUGCUUCCCUCCCCUUAUGGCUUUGACUUUUAAAAUGAGGCUGCAUUUUAAAUUGCAUUUCAACCUGUAUUUUAAAUUGUUUUUUUCUUUUUCUUUGUUUCUUAUUAUGUUUUUACUGAAGUUUUAUUGGUGUUAGCUGCCCUGAGCCCGGCUCUGGCUGGAGAGGGCAGGGUAUAAAUAAAAAAUUUUAUUAUUAUUAUUAUUAUUAUUAGGAAGAUUAGGCUCUCUUGGUUUCCCUGCUCUUCCCGGUUUCUUCUGGCCCGGGAGCUGAGUUCCGGCCUCCCCCCUCUCACCUCUCCAUCCCUGUCCCUUCCCACAGACUUCAGCUUGCCGCUGGACGCCUGCCCAGUUUCCAAUGGUCUCGUUCUGGCUCAAUGCUGCCCUGGCCCCAGGGAAUUGCCAGGCCCUGGUCGGUCACCCGUGUGACUGGCUGUGGGAGAAUCCAGAACAGUCUCUGGAGACCAGGGUGGGGGUGAUGGUGGAAGAGAAGCCUGUCUCUUACAACUUCUAGGAGGGUCCAUCUGGACCGCCUCCUCCUCAGCCCAGAGUAUGGACCAGAGGAACUCUGAAAACAGAUCUUGUGGAAGAACAGAAAGACAUUUCUAUGUCUCUUUGGGGAGGGCAGGCUGGAGGGGGUCAUUUUAUCGCUUUCCAUUCCUGUUGUUGUUGUUUAGUCGUUUAGUCGUGUCCGGCUCUUCGCGACCCCCUGGACCAGAGCACGCCAGGCACUCCUUUUUUUUUUUUUAAUAUAAUAUUUAUUGGUUUUACAAAAAAAAAAAAAAUACAAAAAUUCCAAAGACAAAAAACAACAAUAACAAUGACAAAAAGAAAACAAAAGAUAACAAUAACCAUAAGAAAGAAAAAACAGAAAAAUUUAAAAAUUUAUACUUUCAUUUAACCUUCUUAUCUUUCCUUAGUUCUUUGACUUCCCCGCACCUCCCCACUUGUAUUUCCAUUUAAAAACUCCUUUCAGCAAAUCCUUACCCUCCUUCCUUUAUCUUAACUCAAAAACUUAAUCUAUUUAUAAAUAGAUAUUUUUACAACCUUAUCAAUCAAAUAUUCCAUGCUCUUAAACGCAAAGCUUUUGCCAAUACCAGUUAUUUUCAAUCAGACCUCAAUUUAACAUUCAUUAAUUUUAUAGUAUUUCUGUAAAUAGUCUUUAAAUUUCUUCCAAUCUUCUUCCACCGACUCUUCUCCCUGGUCACGGAUUCUGCCAGUCAUUUCCGCCAAUUCCAUAUAAUCGAUUACCUUCAUCUGCCAUUCUUCCAGAGUGGGUAAGUCUUGUGUCUUCCAAUACUUUGCGAUAAGUAUCCUUGCUGCUGCUGUUGCAUACAUAAAGAAAGUUCUAUCUUUCUUUGGCACCAAUUGGCCAACAAUGCCCAGGAGGAAGGCCUCUGGUUUCUUUAAGAAGGUAUACUUAAAUACCUUUUUCAACUCAUUAUAUAUCAUUUCCCAGAAGGCCUUAAUCUUUGGGCACGUCCACCAAAGGUGAAAGAAUGUACCUUCAGUUUCAUUACAUUUCCAACAUUUAUUAUCGGGCAGAUGGUAGAUUUUUGCAAGCUUGACUGGGGUCAUGUACCACCUGUACACCAUUUUCAUUAUAUUCUCUUUUAAAGCAUUACAUGCUGUAAACUUCGUACCUGUGGUCCAUAACCGUUCCCAGUCAGCAAACAUGAUGUUAUGUCCAACAUCCUGUGCCCAUUUAAUCAUAGCAGAUUUUACCGUUUCAUCCUGAGUAUUCCAUUUUAGCAGCAAGUUAUACAUUCUUGAAAGUGUUUUAGUUUUGGGAUCUAGCAGUUCUAUUUCCAACUUUGAUUUUUCCACCUGGAAGCCAAUUUUUCUAUCCAAAUUAUAGACCUCUCUUAUUUGGUAAUAAUGCAACCAGUCUCGCACUCUAUCUUUUAGUUUCUCAAAACUCUGCAGUUUGAAUUUAUCUCCUUCUUGUUCCAAGAUCUCCCAAUAUUUUGGCCACUUGGCCUCCAUAUUGGGCUUUUUCAGAGCCUUUGCCUCCAUUGGUGAUAGCCACCUUGGGGUUUUAUUCUUCAAUAAGUCUUUAUAUCUUAUCCAGACAUUGAACAAUGCUUUCCUGACAAUAUGGUUUUUAAAUACUUUGUGAGCUUUAACCUUGUCAUACCACAAAUAUGCAUGCCACCCAAACACAUUAUUGAAACUUUCUAAGUCCAAAACAUCAGUAUUUUCCAGAAGUAACCAAUCCUUCAACCAGCAGAAAGCUGCUGAUUCAUAAUAAAGUUUAAAGUCUGGCAGGGCAAAUCCCCUCUUUCUUUAGCAUCAGUCAAUAUUUUAAGUUUUAUCCUGGGCCUCUUGCCCUGCCAGACAAACUUAGAGAUAUCUCUCUGCCACUUCUUAAAACAAUCCAUUUUGUCUAUUAUUUGUAUCGAUUGAAACAAAAACAGCAUUCUUGGCAAUACAUUCAUCUUGAUGACAGCAAUUCGACCUAACAAGGAAAGCUUCAAAUUUGUCCAUAUUUCUAAAUCCUUUUUAAUGUCCGACCAACACUUUUCAUAAUUGUCUUUAAAUAAAUUCCCAUUUUUAGCUGUCAUAUGAAUCCCCAAGUAUUUCACUUUUUUUACCACUGUUAAACCUGUCUCAUUCUGAAACCUCUCUUUUUCAAUCGGUGUUAAAUUCUUCUCAAGUACUUUAGUUUUAAACUUAUUCAGCUUAAAACCUGCCACCUGACCAAACUCUUGAAUCAGUUCUAAUGCUCUUUUCGUACUAGAUUCUGGCUCCUGUAAUGUCAAUACAAGGUCAUCCGCAAAUGCUUUCAGUUUAUAUUGUUUCGCUCCGACCGUUAUACCCUUAAUCAAAUGGUCCCUUCUUAUCAUAUUUAACAGAACCUCCAGAACAGAAAUAAAAGUAAUGGGGAAAUUGGGCAGCCUUGUCGUGUCCCUUUCUCUAUCUUAAUUUCCUCUGUUAUCACAUUAUUAACUAUUAAUUUAGCUUUUUGUUCUGAAUAAAUUGCAUUUAUACCAUUUUCAAACUCUUGGCCUACCCCCAUCCCCUGGAGAUUUUUCUUCAUAAAACUCCAGGAAAUGUUAUCAAAGGCUUUCUCUGCAUCCACAAAAAUCAGAACUGCUUUAGUGUUAAUCUCCUCUUGCAGCUUCUCCAGAAUAUCAAUUAUAUUCCUUGUGUUAUCCGAAAGAUGUCUAUCUGGAAGAAAGCCAGCUUGGUCCUUGUGAAUCACUUCUUUUAGCACUUUUUUAAGCCUUUUUGCUAAAAUGUCAGCAAAAAUUUUGUAAUCCACAUUUAACAGGGAUAUGGGCCGAUAGUUCUUAAGCUGUGUCUUUUCAGUCUCAGACUUUGGUAUAAGUGUAAUAAAUGCGUCCUUCCACGACUCUGGCGCUCUUUUCCCCUCUAAAAUUUCAUUGCAAACCUCAGUUAAUGGUCGAAUUAACCAGUCUUUCAGGGUUCUGUAAUAUUUUGAGGUUAAACCGUCCGGUCCUGGAGAUUUUCCCAGCUGCAUAUUCUGAAUGGCACCUUCAACCUCCUGUUCUGUAAUUUUGUAAUUCAGCAAUAUCUUGUUAUCCUGAGAAAUUUUUUGUAAUCCAUUGGUUUUCAGAAAUUGCUCUAUUUCAAAUUCCACUGCCUCCCGCAGUUUGGUCAAACUCAUGCUGGUACCUUCGAGAACACUGUCCCACCAUCUCGUCCUCUGUCGUCCCCUUCUCCUUGUGCCCUCCAUCUUUCCCAACAUCAGGGUCUUUUCCAGGGAGUCUUCUCUUCUCCUGAGUCUCAAGAGUCUCCUCCAGCACCAGAAUUCAAAAGCAUCCAUUCUUCGGCGAUCAGCCUUCUUGAUGGUCCAGCUCUCGCUUCCAUACAUCACUACUGGGAAAACCAUAGCUUUAACUAUACGGACCUUUGUUGGCAAGGUGAUGUCUCUGCUUUUUAAGAAGCUGUCUAGGUUUGUCAUUGCUUUUCUCCCAAGAAGCAGGCAUCUUUUAAUUUCGUGACUGCUGUCACCUUCUGCAGUGAUCAUGGAGCCGAAGAAAGUAAAAUCUCUCACUUCCUCCAUUUCUUCCCCUUCUAUUUGCAAAGAGGUGAUGGGCCCAGUGGUCAUGAUCCUUGUUUUUUUGAUGUUGAGCUUCAGACCAUAUUUUGCGCUCUCCUCUUUCACCCUCAUUAAAAGGUUCUUUAAUUCCUCCUCACUUUCUUCCUAGCUUCUAAAAACCUUCUGCCUAGCUUCUAAAAACCCAGGAUUGGAGCCAGCCUGGAAAGGCAACCUUUUCACCCCAGAAAUACUCACUCCUAAUUGCCAGCACGUAACUAUUAGCUGUGGUUUCGAGGUGGCUGUAGAAGCGCUCUCUGUACAUGGUCAGGAUACUCUUUGUCUGACUUCAGGGACUCCCAGCUUCUUGUGUGUGGGAGAGGGUUUCAUAUUUAAUUUCGUAACAUUCUAUAAAAUGGAGAGAACGGUUUUAACAACAGAUGACUAUUAAAAUACGAAAAGCAUAAAUAGGAAAUGAGUACAGUUGCCAAAGUAAAGAAUCCUGGUGUUAUCGGAUUAUCAAACUUCUUUCCCAAUUUGCCAGGCUCAAGAUGAAGGUUGUCUUGGAAAUUAUGGUUCCGCUGUAAAGGAUGCCAAAUCAUAGAAGAAGCAUUUGGGGGUUCGAGUCCUUUUUCAAAUCUCAAAUUAUGUGUAGUUUCCCCCAUUAUGGCCAUAUUCCAGAGUGAGUGGUACCAAAUGCCCAGUGUCAAGAUUUGGGGCUGUUUUCCAUUGAGUUGCAAUUACUAUUUGAGCUGCCAAGAUCAUAUACAAGAUCAGUGCUUUUUUUCUAAAAAAGAAAAGUUUAGGGGUGCUCUCAUUUUCCUACUCAUAUUGAAAUUGUUGUUGUUUAGUCGUUUAGUCGUGUCCGACUCUUUGUGACCCCCUGGACCAGAGCACGCCAGGCUCUCCUGUCUUGGUCAAACUCAUGCUGGUAGCUUCCAGAACACUGUCCCACCAUCUCGUCCUCUGUCGUCCCCUUCUCCUCUUUUUUUGCAACUUAAAUUUUUAUUAGUUUUCAUCAAACAUACAUUCCAUUACAUUCAUUGUAUUAAUACGUCUCAUACAUAACAUUAGCUCUAUUGAGCUUUGGACUUCCUUCCUCCCCUUCGGUAAGUAUCAUAUAUUUUCGUCCCCUUCUCCUUGUGCCCUCCAUCUUUCCCAACAUCAGGGUCUUUUCCAGGGAGUCUUCUCUUCUCCUGAGGUGGCCAAAGUCUUGGAGCCUCAGCUUCAGGAUCUGUCCUUCCAGUGAGCACUCAGGGCUUAUUUCCUUCAGAAUGGAGAGGUUUGAUCUUCUUGCAGUCCAUGGGACUCUCCUCCAGCACCAUAAUUCAAAAGCAUCAAUUCUUCGGCGAUCAGCCUUCUUUAUGGUCCAGCUCUCACUUCCAUAUUGAAGUGAGCUCUCACUCAUAUUAAAAUAAUGACCUUCAGUGAGGCCAAACUUAGAUUCACAAAAUGUUUAGGGAUAUGUGUACCCCCAGAAAAAAAAAGCACUGUACAAGAUAAUAUUCCUACAUUGGCACUGUCUAUAGUAUUCUGCUGUGAAGCCGUCUGGGCCUGGGGCUUUGUGUGGUUACAGGUUUUUGAGGACCACAUCUAUUUCCUCUGGAGUGAUAGGACUGUCCAUGAAUUCCUGUUCCUCAUUAGUUAAGGUAGGCAUGGUCAGUUCUGCUAGGAAUUUUCUGAUUUCCUUCUCUGGUGAGUUAUGGGAGGUGUAUAGGUUGGAGUAGAACUCUGCAAAUUCUGAGGUUAUUUCUUUGGGGGAGAAUGUUAUGUCGCCAUCUUUUUUAGUGAUGCAGUGUAUUCUUGUUUUGAGUGCUUUUUCCCUACAUCUAUUUGCUAGUAAUCUCCUCCAUAUUCAUAGAAAUGUUGUUUAGAGUAUAGAAUAUGGAUCAUUGUUUUGUUGAUUUCUAGGGAAUCUAGUUCUCUCCUUUUUUGUUCUAUGUUUGAGGAGUUUUUUAGAUCCUGUUUGUUUGUAGCGUGAUGAGAGGGCCGUGGUGUCCUGUUCUAGUUUGCUAAUUUUUGAGGAGGUUUGUUUUUAAGGAAUGCUUUCUCUUUUAUGCAAGCUCUUGGUACAGCAAACUAAAUAUGACAUGAUAGGCAUCACUGAAACCUGGUGGGAUAAGUCCCACGAUUGGAAUGUAAUAAUGGGGGGAUACAAUCUAUUUCAGAGAAACAGACCAGACAAGAAAGGAGGAGGAGUGGCGUUAUAUGUCAGGGAUGUGUAUACCUGUGAAGAGAUCCAAGAUCUUAGAACCUCAAAGCCAAAGUGAGAGCAUUUGGGUCAAAAUUAAGGGAGAGAAGAAUAACAGUGACCUCAUUGUGGGAGUUUACUAUAGAUCCCCAAGCCAAACGGAGGACAUAGAUGAUGCCUUCCUGGAACAGAUGGCCAAGCAUGCAAAAGGAAGGGAGAUAGUAGUAAUGGGGGACUUCAAUUACCCGGAUAUUUGUUGGAUGUCAAACUCAGCCAAGAGCAUAAGGUCAAACAGAUUCCUCACUGGCCUUGCAGACAACUUCAUUGUCCAGAAAGUGGGAGAAGCAACAAGAGGAACAGCCAUUUUAGAUCUGGUCCUAACCAAUGUUGAUGACCUGGUUAGUGGGGUAGAAGUGGAAGGAUCAUUAGGCGCGAGUGAUCAUGCUCUUCUGAAGUUUACUAUACAGCGGAAAGGAGCAGCCAAGCAUACUAGGACUCAAUUUCUUCACUUUAAGAAAGCCGACUUCAUAAAACUUAGGGAAGUGCUGGGUGAGAUCCCAUGGACAGUAAUACUAAAAGGAAAGGGAGUUCAUGAUGGCUGGGAGUUUGUUAAGAGGGAGAUAGUGAAAGCACAACUUCAGGCAAUACCAAUGAGACGGAAACAUGGAAGGUGCCUAAAGAAGCCAGGGUGGCUAUCUAAAGAACUUUUAACUGAGUUAAGAUUAAAAAAGGAUUUGUACAAAAAAUGGAAAAGGGGGGAAACCACCAAAGAGGAAUUCAAAAAAAUAGCCAACACUUGAAAAAACAAAAACAGAAAAGCUAAAGCACAGAAUGAAAACAUGCUAGAUAGAGAGGUUAAAAGCAACAAAAAGGCUUUUAUGGGUAUGUUCGUAGCAAAAGGAAGAACAAAGAAACAGUGGGGUCACUCAGAGGAGAAGAUGGUGAAAUGCAAACAGGGGACACAGAAAGAGCUGAACUCCUCAAUGCCUUCUUUGCCUCAGUCUUCUCCGAUAAAGAAAACAAUGCCCGACCUGAAGAAUUUGGAGCAAAUGAUUCAGCAAAGGAAACACAGCCCAGAAUAACUAAGGAGAUAGUACAAGAAUACUUGGCUAGUUUAGAUGUAUUCAAGUCUCCAGGGCCAGAUGAACUGCAUCCAAGAGUAUUAAAAGAACUGGCAGAUGUGAUCUCAGAACCACUGGCAGUCAUCUUUGAGAAUUCCUGGAGAACAGGCGAAGUCCCGGCAGACUGGAGGAGGGCAAAUGUUGUCCCUAUUUUCAAAAAGGGGAAAAGAGAGGACCCAAAUAAUUACCGCCCAGUCAGACAUCAAUACCAAGGAAGAUUCUGGAGCAGAUCAUUAAGCAAACAGUCUGUGAGCACCUAGAAAGGAAUGCUGUGAUCACCAAUAGUCAGCAUGGAUUUCUGAAAAAUAAGUCAUGUCAGACUAACCUGAUCUCGUUUUUGACAGAAUUACAAGCCUGGUAGAUGAAGGGAACGCAGUGGAUGUAGCCUACCUUGAUUUCAGCAAGGCAUUUGACAAGGUGCCCCAUGAUAUUCUUGUAAAGAAGCUGGUAAAAUGCGGUCUUGACUAUGCUACCACUCAGUGGAUUUGUAACUGGCUGACUGACCGAACCCAAAGGGUGCUCAUCAAUGGUUCCUCUUCAUCCUGGAGAAGAGUGACUAGUGGAGUGCCACAGGGUUCUGUCUUGGGCCCAGUCUUAUUCAACCUCUUUAUCAACGACUUGGAUGAUGGACUCAAGGGCAUCCUGAUCAAAUUUGCAGAUGACACCAAACUGGGAGGGGUGGCUAACACCCCAGAGGACAGGAUCACACUUCAAAAUGACCUUGACAGAUUAGAGAACUGGGCCAAAACAAACAAGAUGAAUUUUAACAGGGAGAAAUGUAAAGUAUUGCACUUGGGCAAAAAAAAUGAGAGGCACAAGUACAAGAUGGGUGACACCUGGCUUGAGAGCAGUACAUGUGAAAAGGAUCUAGGAGUCUUGGUUGACCACAAACUUGACAUGAGCCAACAGUGUGACGCGACAGCUAAAAAAGCCAAUGCAAUUCUGGGCUGCAUCAAUAGGACUAUAGCAUCUAGAUCAAGGGAAGUAAUAGUGCCACUGUAUUCUGCUCUGGUCAGACCUCACCUGGAGUACUAUGUCCAGUUCUGGGCACCACAGUUCAAGAAGGACACUGACAAACUGGAACAUGUCCAGAGGAGGGCAACCAAACUGGUCAAAGGCCUGGAAACGAUGCCUUAUGAGGAACGGCUAAGGGAGCUGGGCAUGUUUAGCCUGGAGAAGAGGAGGUUAAGGGGUGAUAUGAUAGCCAUGUUCAAAUAUAUAAAAGGAUGUCACAUAGAGGAGGGAGAAAGGUUGUUUUCUGCUGCUCCAGAGAAGCGGACACGGAGCAAUGGAUCCAAACUACAAGAAAGAAGAUUCCACCUAAACAUUAGGAAGAACUUCCUGACAGUAAGAUCUGUUUGACAGUGGAAUUUGCUGCCAAGGAGUGUUGUGGAGUCUCCUUCUUUGGAGGUCUUUAAGCAGAGGCUUGACAACCAUAUGUCAGGAGUGCUCUGAUGGUGUUUCCUGCUUGGCAGGGGGUUGGACUCGAUGGCCCUUGUGGUCUCUUCCAAUUCUAUGAUUCCUCUGGUGACCGCUUUCAUUGCAUCCCAUAGGAGGGGGGUUGUUAUAUUGUCUACCACGUUUUCCUUGAAGUAGUUUUGGAGAGUUUUUGUGUGUUGUUGUUGUUUAGUCAUUUAGUCGUGUCCGACUCUUUGUGACCCCCUGGACCAGAGCACGCCAGGCCCUCCUGUCUUCCACUGCCUCCCGCAGUUUGGUCAAACUCAUGCUGGUAGCUUCGAGAACACUGUCCAGCCAUCUCGUCCUCCGUCGUCCCCUUCUCCUUGUGCCCUCCAUCUUUCCCAACAUCAGGGUCUUUUCCAGGGAGUCUUCUUUUCUCAUGAGGUGGCCAAAGUCUUGCAGCCUCAGCUUCAGGAUCUGUCCUUCCAGUGAGCACUCAGGGCUGAUUUCCUUAAGAAUGGAUAGGUUUGAUCUUCUUGCAGUCCAUGGGACUCUCCUCCAGCACCAUAAUUCAAAAGCAUCAAUUCUUUGGCGAUCAGCCUUCUUUAUGGUCCAGCUCUCACUUCCAUACAUCACUACUGGGAAAACCAUAGCUUUUACUAUACGGACCUUUGUUGGCAGGGUGAUGUCUACUUUUUAAGAUGCUGUCUAGGUUUUUGUGAUUCUCUGUAAUUUGUUUGUUUGCAGUUAGGAUGGGACUGAAGGACCGUGAUGGGGUGGUUUGUAAUAUUCGGUGCCGUAAAUUACGGACAGCAGGCAAUCAUUUUAUUUAGAAAUAUUCUAUCAUUUCUGUCCAAAGGAAACCCCAAAAAUGAUGGGUGACGCUGACUUCUGUCUCAUCUCUCUCUCUCUCUCUCUCUCUCUCUCUCUCUCUCUGUCUGCCACCCUGUCCCAUACAGCUCUGCCACCAGUCGUGUGCCCCCCGCCUCCCCCUCCAGCCACAGCAUCGCCACCUCCUCCACCUCCUCAGACCGCACCCGGCUGUCUCGCGGCACCAACAUCCGCAGCACCUUCCACGGGGGCCAGGUGCGGGACCGGCGGGGGACCGGCGUUCAGAACGGGCCCCCCACCUCGCCCACGCUCUCCCACGAAGCCACCCCUCUGCCUCAGAGCCGCAGCCGCGCCACCUCCAACCUCUUCAGCAAGCUCACGUCGAAACUCACGCGGAGGUGAGCGGGCAGCUACGACAAAGGGGGCAGGCGGGCGGGCGAAGAGGGUAACGAAAUCAAAAAUGCUGGCUGGGUGGUUGCUGCUCCCCGACUCCUCUUCCUCCUGCCCCGCCCCCAGUUUGAUUUACAGCAAUGCAGGGUGGAUUUGAUUUAAAUCAAAUUGAUUUAAAUCACGAUUUAAAUCACUAGUCAAUAAGACUUGGUUUAAUUCACUGGUCAGUAAGACUUGGUUUAGUUCACUGGCCAGUAAGACUUGGUUUAAUUCACUAGUCAGUAAGACUUGGUUUAAAUCUUUUUUACAGAAAGACUCAUUCUUGCUGGUAUAAACUUAAUAUUUACAACCAGGUGAAGGUUUCAUUUUUGGAAUAAUAAAUUUUCAGAGUAGUUUUUACAGUUAUAUAAAAAGUUACUGAUUUGGUUAUACUGUUAAAAAUACAUAGACAGAUAAUUAUGAAAUUAUUGUGAGGUUUAAUAAGUUAACUGUGUGUAUUUGGACAACUUUUCUGCUCUAUUUUAUUGGAAGGAGAAAAAUAAUCAUUUCCUUAAUAACAGUUUAAACAACUUAUUUAACUGAAACAAUAACAUUAUAGCCUAUGUUAUAAUGUUAUAACAAAUCCAUGUUUGUUAACUGAUGUGGUUAAACUUUUUUUGUAUAUAAACUUAGAGUGAGUUUUAGCACACGUGAAAAAAUCAAAAACAAAUCCUUAUUUCCUGAUGAACAGCCUUUGGACUAUAACGUAACCUAAAUAGAAAACUAUCUUUAGAAAUAUAGUUUCCCCCAAAAGCAUUUUAUUUUAAAAAUCCAAUUUAAAUUUUUAAAAAUCCGAUUUUUUUUUUAAAAAAACACUGAUUUUUAUGCACCCUGAUUUCUAAGCAGAAGAUGGCUUCCGCGGCAGAAUCCGCACUCAGAGUUCGUAAGACGGGGCGAUCCUCCUGCAGCUGCCGCUCUCUGUAUUGCACAGUGCAAUUGCCUCUUCCGCGGGGAACCAGCUCCAAGGUUUCUGGCAGACACUGUGCACACCCAGACCCUUGGAGCUGCCCCAUAGCUAGCAGUGGGGAGAAAGAGAGAAUUCCUCGUGCCCCCAGAGUCCACACACCACACAGACCUUGUCCAGUGAGCAAGGUGGAGAGCUUAAAAGCUCUUUCCACCCUGCCUUUAGAUAGUGCCCUUAGUGGGGCCGGCACGAGCAUUGGGCAUAGGGAGGCAGCUGCCUCAGGCAGCAAAACGUCUUGAGUCAGCUCUGCAACAGAGGAAGAGGAGAACUUGGAAGCACCAGGCAGUGGCUUUUAUUAUAUACCCGCCUUUUCCCCUGAUGGGGACACAAGGCGGCUUCCAGGUACAACGGCUAAAAAAACAUCAGGGAGGAAUCAUUUAAAACAGUUUAAACGUUCAGAGAAUUAAAACGGCAUACAUGCAUAUGUCUAAAAGCAAACAGAUAAUUACAGUUAUCAAAGCAGUAAAAAGGGCACGGCGUCAGCCCUUUCAUUAAAAGCAGUCAGUUCCCCAAAAGCCAGUUGGGAAAAGAAAGGCUUCACCUGAAGGACAGCAAGGAGGGGGCCAGCCUGGCUUCUCUCGGCAGGGAGUUCCAAAGUUGCCUGGAAGCAGCCACCACCGAGAAGGCCCUGCAAAGGUUUUGGGGAAAGGGGUCGUUUCCAAUCAGUGCGGACCCUGCAAAACCUGAAAUCCCGCAACAUCUCUUAGCACAGAUGUUCUGGUGUGUGUGUGUGUUUGCUUCCUUGAAGGUUUUUGAGCAGAGGUUGGAAGGCCAUCUGUCAGGGAUGCUUUAGCUGAGAUUCCAAGAAAAAAGCACACCAAGAACUCAGGCCGAUGUAAGUUUCAGUAGUGGGAGUGGUCCUUCCUAGCAAAUCAAUAAUCAAUAGUAACAAAAACUAAUCCAUUCAAAAGUAUGUGUUCUGACAAGGAUUACAAACUCAAAUAGAGAUUACAAAAUCUAACAGAGAUUACAAGAUCAAACUCAUAAAGAAAUGUAUACAACAAUAAUUCGUUACAGAAUUAGAAAUAAGAGUUUGUGGGUAGAGAUAAGUUUAUGUUAGUCCAUAGUUAGAUUUGACGUGGAGGUCUUCAUAGAGCCGAAGUCAGAAGUCAGUUAUAGAUUAGAAACCAGGACAGGGCCUUGUUUUGAUGUAUUCACCUUCAUCAGCUGAAAGCAUCAAAUAUUACAUGAAAAUACAUUUACGUUCUAAAUUAUCAUAAAAUAUAAAACAGUCAUAAAUUAUAAAACAGUAUUAUAUAACAUUUGGUUCCUUACCUAAUUUUUAAAGGGUCGUGUAAGUUUGAAGACUUUCGGAUAAAUAUAUCCUGUUAUUUUCUACCGUUUUAUAAUUUAUGAUCAUUUAGAAUUUAAAAGUUUCUAAUCUAAUAGAUUCUCUAUUUGAGUUUGUAAACCUUGUCAGAAUACAGACUUUUGAAUGGAUUAGUUUUUGUUACUAUUGAUUAUUGAUUUGCGAGGAGGGACCACUCCCACUAUUAAAACUUACAUUGGCCAGAGUUGGUGUGCUUUUUUCUUGGUAUAUUUAAUAACGAGAACUCCAACUUAUUUAUCGUUAGCUGAGAUUCCUGCAUUUCAGGGGGCUAGACUAGAUGACUCUUGGGGUCCCUUCCAACUCUGCAACCCUUUGAUAUUAUGAUUCCUCUUUUUUGCUGCCUCAAGCCCUCCAUACAGCCGUCGUGUCGGUCGAGUCGCAGAACGGCUAGCAAAACGGGCUGAAUCUGCCACAAACGCCCCGUUCCUGCGGCCUCGUUCAUGGCGGGCGUUUUAAAGCCUCGUUAAACCGCCGCCGCUUCCCCCAAAGAGUUCUGGGAGAUGUAGUGUAGCCUUCUUAGACUUUACCGACUGGUGGGGUCUGCGUUGCUCCCGGGAGAGAGAAAGGAAGUCAAAUGACACUGAGGUUUGGUUCAGAGAAAGAGUUUAUUCUGCUCUCCGGAUAGCGGAAGGCUAUGUGGUCAGGAUGUAAGAUAAGACCCAGACGUGCCAUCCCUGCUCCACUUGGAACUGGCAAGGCCACCCAUUGCCGUCACGGACUGAUAAAGGAGAGGGCUUUGAGCACUUGUUUAUGCGGCUGGCUUUCUGUUUACACAUUGGCUCAAGAGCUCAAGUUAAUGCAUUUUAGAAAUGCUCCCUUGGAGGAGGAAAAAUGAGGAUUUUGGGUCCCGUUUCAGACUGACUGCACAGAAACCCAUUCCUUCAGUAGUUUGUUAAGGGUGACGAGAUUUCGUUAGGGGGGUGUCCAAAUCCCCUUCCCAGAGCUACCAGCGUGGUUUGAUAAUCAGAUCUGACGAGGAACCCUGGGAAUUGAAACUCCGGGACUCGGCUCUCUCGGCCCACGAGACGCCGGUUCCGAUUCUUGCACCGCAUCGGGGUUCGGCUGGAUGACCUUUGGGGGGUCCCAGCUGUACGAUCCUGUCCCCUCUGACUCCCCCCACCCCAUUUGGUGGCGUUUCUGCUGGAAGGAAGAGAUUGCUCUCCCCACUAACCACAGCUGUCAACGUUUCCCUUUUUAAGGGGCAUUCCCUUAUUCCGAAUAGGAUUCCUCGCAAGAAAAGGGGAAAGUUGACUCUAACCUCUCUUGCUCCCUUCUCCUCCUCCUGCUGCUGCUGCUAUCGCUUUCCCCUCUGUGCUGGUUUCACUUUGCUUUUCUCUGUUUUCAGGGUCACUCUUGACCCCUCUAAGCGCCAGAAUUCUAACAGGUGUGUCUCAGGUUCUCCAAUGCCUCAAGGAUCUAAAAUCAGUAAGUCCGGCUGCCUUUUCUUCUUCCCUGGGGGUGCCGGGGGGAAGCCUUGCCUGCCUGCCUCCAGCCCCUUCCCCUCCUGCCUCCUCCCCACUUGCUCCCGCCCCCAAAAAUCCCAUAAAAGCUUUUGCUUUCUUCUCGCUUGACUAGAAAUCUAGAGAUUCCCCCCAAAAAAGUGUGUUGUUCGGGGCUUAGCUUCUAACACGAGUGCUUGGCGGGGUAGAAGGGGCUCCCCCACUCCACCCCCCACCCCCCGCUUCCAAUCCCGGAAGCCCCUCGGCCCCCUCGAUCCCGGAUGGCUGCGGAAAGGCGCUCUGCACGUUCUCAAAAGCACUCUCUCCCUUACAUUCCAGGUCUGAGCUAAGCUCUAUGGCUCCACCCCCUCCCCGGGAGCUCUUAAGCAAGGCUGGGUAAGAGCCAGGCCAGGAGGAUAGCUGGGCUAGCCGAGAGGUAGCGUGGCGUAGUGGUUAGAGCGGCGGGGAGAGAGAGACCAGGGUUUGAUUCCCCUGCCCGGCCCCGCUUGGCGAUGAAGCUCAGGGCAUGACCCGGGGCCCAGUCGCUGCUAGCCUGCCUCCCAGGGUGGUUGUGGUGGGGGUUAAAUGAGGAGGCGGGAAACAAUGGGGUUGCCGCCUUGAGAAAAAGCCACGCAAGAAAUAAAACAAUAAAUGAAUAAUAGUUUGCACCACACCAUAUCUAAGCAGCGCAGAGGGGCUUGUGAGACUGACCAAAUGCCCCUUUACAUUGUCGACACAAGUUCCGGGCUGGGGAGAAGGCCCUUCUCCCUGAUGCACUGGCUUUCUCCUUGCGGUGCGUUCCCCUCCCCAAGCCCCACCUCGCCUCGCCCCCCCAAAAAAUGCAGUUGGAAGGGAUACAGCCCACACGCAGGAAGAAGAGCCCCCCCCUCCCCGGGGAAGGUCUCUGAUGCAGCCUCACCCCAGCCUUGCAAGGGGGUUGGGCUGGAUGACCUUUGGGGGUCCCAACUCCACAGUUCUGUGGCUCAGCCAGGGAAGGUUUGAGGGUGGGGCUCUUGGUCCCUCCACCUCUCUUCCGGCCCGGGGUUCAAGGCUCCUCCGGCAGCUGGGAAGGAAGAAAGAGCCUGCCCACUCUUUGGUCCACCUCCCCACCCUCGGCCGUGCCUUCUUCAUCGCUCUCCUCUUCUUCCUCUUUCCAGGGUCGCAGACGAACCUGAGAGAAUCAGGGGACCUGCGCUCACAAGGUGGGUACCCAGCUCCCUCACCGUCAGGGCCAUUCAUUCUUUAUUAUUAUUAUUUUUUUAGAGCACAAUUUUUAUUAAUUUAAAAAGGCUACCAGCUUUUAGUACACAGGUGUACAGCAACAGACAAUCUCAUAAAGUUUAGUCAGUUAAAGAGAAAGACUGCAGGGGAGGGUUGUGGGGUUUUCUGAAAGAGUAAGAAGAAAGCAAGAUGAACUAGGAAUGUAUCAAGUUGUUUAAAUCACAGUUCUCCAGAGCUUUUGCUUCAGUUUAAGCAAAACUUAUGCAACUAUACAUUGUGACAUUAUGUUAGGGAAAAUAGGGGAAAACACUAUGGAAAACACUUGUUGCGAAUUCUGACUGGAAGUCAGGGUCAUUCAUUUUUUCGCAGGAAUAUUUGAAGGCCUCUGUGUCAGGGGAAAAUAUAUAUAUAUAUCAACGCAGCUUACAGCAAUGAGAAUAUAAAACCAUGCAAUGAAAACCAAAUUUAAAAAGCUAGAAUCUGAAAUCAGUUACCCAGAGUAGAGGGUAUUCUUCAUUGCCUUGCGUAGGCCUGGCGGAAUAGAGAAAAAUUUCAGCAGGCGUUAGAAAUUUGGCACAGAGAAACUAUUUUCUUCUUUUCUUCUCCUUUUCCUUCUCUUCCUUUUCUCUUCCUUUAUUUUCUUCUCUUCCUUCUGCUUGAUUCUCUUCUGUUUAUCUCCUUUAGUUUGGUUUUCAUUGUAUCUUAUGUUAAAGAUUCUCAAUAGAAUUGAUUUUUAAAGAAAGUUGGCCCGCAAGGCGCCUUCCAAAUCUCUAGUAGCAGAGAGUUCCACAGAACCCGGGCCAGCUCCAAAGCGCAGCUGCCAGCCCACUAAAAAAAAAAGUCAAUUUCCUACAAGUGCAGAACGUGUUAGGCAGCACCUGCCAAACACAGAGGCCAAGCGGGCACAUGUGUGUGUGCCCUAAACUUCUCUCCCUCUGUCAUCAGUGUGCUGAUGACACCCAACUCUAUCUGUUGAUGGAUGGCCAUCCUGACUCGGCCCCAGACACACUGACCAGAUGUUUGGAAGCUGUGACUGGAUGGUUACGUGGGAGCCGGUUGAAGUUAAAUCCUUCCAAGACAGAGGUCCUGUGGCUGGGUCGGGACGAUAUGGGAUUGGGGGGGCAACUCCCAUCUCUUGCGGGGGUGCAAUUAGUGCCAGCACCAUCCGUUAAGAGUUUGGGUGUAAUCUUCGACACCUCCCUUUCCAUGGAGGCUCAGAUUGCAGCUAUAACAAAGGCGGCAUUUUUCCAUCUCCGCCAAGCUAAGCAGUUGGCUCCUCACCUCUCUCACCCUGACCUUGCCACUGUGAUCCACGCGACGGUCACCUCCAGACUGGAUUAUUGUAACUCGCUCUUCGUGGUGCUGCCCUUGAGACUGACCCAGAAACUCCAGCGGGUGCAGAAUGCCGCGGCGAGACUCCUUACGGGGUCCUCGCUGCGAGAUCACAUUCACCCGGUGCUAUACCAGCUGCACUGGCUCCCGGUGGAGUACAGGAUCAAGUUUAAGGUGCUGGUUUUAACCUUUAAAGCCCUAUACGGCCUAGGACCCUUGUACCUACGGGACCGCGUCUCCUGGUAUGUCCCAUGGAGGACCUUACGGUCUUCAAAUAAAAACAUCUUGGAGAUCCUGGGCCACAGGGAGGUUAGGCUGGCCUUGACCAGAGCCAGGGCUUUUUCGGCCGUGGCCCCGAUCUGGUGGAACGCUCUGUCCCAAGAGACUAGGGCCCUACGGGACUUGACAUCUUUCCACAGGGCCUGCAAGACGGAGCUGUUCCACCAGGCCUUUGGCCAAGGCACAGUCUGACCCCCUCCUUUGGUCACCCACACAGAGGUCUGGCCCAAUGGUUGCCAUUAAUUUGAUUUUGAAUUGAUUUUUAGAAUGAAUUGACUUUAGAAUCCUGUGUAAUUUUUAUUGUUGUUAGCCGCUCUGAGCCCGGCUUCGGCUGGGGAGGGCGGGAUAUACCGUAUUUUUUGCUCUAUAAGACUCACUUUUUCCCUCCUAAAAAGUAAGGGGAAAUGUGUGUGCGUCUUAUGGAGCGAAUGCAGGCUGCGCAGCUAUCCCAGAAGCCAGAACAGCAAGAGGGAUCGCUGCUUUCACUGCGCAGCGAUCCCUCUUGCUGUUCUGGCUUCUGAGAUUCAGAAUAUUUUUUUCCUUGUUUUCCUCCUCCAAAAACUAGGUGCGUCUUGUGGUCUGGUGCGUCUUAUAGAGCGAAAAAUACGGUAAAUAAAAUUUUGUUAUUAUUUAUUAUUAUUCUUUCCCCUGCGCAGUUGCAAUCUACCUUGGCAUCAAAAGGAAGCAGAACCCCGGCUGCUCCGAUUUACCUGGAAUGUGAAGCUGACCAGUACCCGCUCGGCCGAGGCCAUUCUUGCUGCCCUCCGCCAGGCCACGGACUCUGCCAGCUGCUGCUGCCGCCAGACGGAGCCCUUCGUCCUCUCCUGCACCCACGAGAAGAGCCCCAGCGAGCACUUCUGCUCCUUUGAGGUGGAGGUGUGUCGCCUGCAGCGCCUGGGCGGCCUCCACGGCGUCCUCUUCCGGCGCCAGGCGGGCACCUCCCUGGCCUUCCGCACCCUGGUGGCUAAAAUCUCGGACCAGCUGCAACUCUAGGCCAGCGGCAGGGGCACAGCGCUGGCUGGUAGGGCUUCCUCCUUCCGCGCCAACCCCACGGGCUGUUGGGGGGCCAGAGAGGGGGCGUGGCCCUCGGACACCCUCUCUGUUGCGUCACCCUGGGGGCUUUCAUCUGGGGCCUGAUCCUGCUGCCUGAUAGGACGAGGAGCUGCUCUUGGGGGUCUCCCACCGGCCUGCCCGCUGCGCUAGGGGCUGUGGGGUUGGGGGAGGGAAAAGAGGGGGGGCGUUGAGGAAAGGGGGUCAUGCUACCACCACCACCGGGGCCGGCCUCACCCUUGCCACCAUACCUGGCCCAAGGAUCGCCUUUAGGGGGGUCCCCGGAUCGCCCCAGGGGGGUCCUCAGCUGCUGCGGGAAUCUAAAAGGGGGAGCUCUCUCUCUCUCGGCCUGCCUCCCUUCCUAAGUUUUUUUGGGGGGGCUUUACUCAGUUAACUAGCAGACGCAUGGCAUGGGGAGCCUUGAAAGCAAAAGGGGGGGUCUUUGGCAAAUUGUGGUGUUGCAGACCCCUCUCCUACCCAGUUUGCCCAUUGCAGGAGAGAGUGUAGGAACUGGGAUCCAUGCAAAGCAGGUCUCUGUCAGAGACCCUUGAGACCUGCCCCCCCCCCCGGGUAUAGGGCAGUAUAUAAAUUCAAUAAAAUAAUAAUAAUAAUUUUGGUCCCCCCCUCCCCGGCUCCCCGCUUCCAUCCAUUGUCAAAUGCUACACCCAGAAGUUGCAAACUUUCCCUCUGGCAAACCACUUUUUUGGAUGGGUGUCUGAAUUCCAGCUCCAUUUUAGUAUUUGGGACACAAUUAUGUCUCUGGCUGAUGCGAAUCCCAGUUCUUUGCGGGGGGGGGGGGGGCGGCUGUUCGAUUGCCAGAGAAGCCAGUGGCCACAAAGCAAAAUCUGCCAAAGUCUUUCUGGAGCAGGGAGGGGGGACCCCGGCCUUUAGCCAAACUUGGGGGGCAAUGUUGCCAAAAGAGGAUAUCCUCUUGCCCAGGCAGUGGUGGUGAGAAACGGGGAGAGUUGGGAGGUCCUGGGGAUGGUGUGACCCCGUCUUGCCGAGGGGCUGGCUUGGCCUACGAGGGCAGUUUUGGGUCCCGGUCGGUGCUCAGCCCCCUGGCUGCAGGAUACGGCGGCAGCCAUUCAACUGGUGCAGCAGCCGGGGUGGUAGAAGGCCGCUGAGCUUCUUCUCCUCUCGGGGAGGGUGGGUUGGGGGUUUGAGUUUUGGCUUCUCCUGUUGAACUUCCCCCGCAGCGCACCAAGGCCUUGAGUGGCGGGCCGGCCCCCUCACCGCCAUUCCCCACCAGCCCCACAUCGCUAGACUAAAAACAACAACAACAACACACAAACACACACACACACUCGCAAACCAGAACCCCGGUGCUGAGACGGCCUUCUGGAGAGGAGGCUGGCACUCCCGGCGGUCGCUUCAAGGGCUCAGAUCCAUCGUCCUGACAGCUGGGGCCCCCGCCAGAGCUGGUGCAACGUUGGGGGGGUUGCGGCUCCCCUCAGGAGGGGAGGGGGCAGCGUCCACCCCCCUCCCCAAAAAGAAAAGUCUGUUUCUCGCACACCGGACAAACUGGCAUUGCACACUGGUUCGGGCACGGCCGCCAUGCUCCCUGCCUUCUCUUCCUCGCCUGGGAAAUGGGCUCAGCGGUGUGGAGGGGGCCUUGCGGCCAGCACCCCCCACAUCCCGGGGCGGAGGAGAGGGGCAGCCUGGUCUCUGGUGGUGGGGCAGCUUGGAGGAGGGGGGUCCCGGCGGAGCUCACGGGCGACAGUGGCGACGCGAAAUCCGGCAGCUCUGGCGGGGAGAAAUAUUGAGUGGGUUUCCUUCCUCCUGCCCCCUUUCCCCCCUUGCUCCUUUCGCCUCACCCCACUUCUUUACACUGGGUCCCCCUGCUGUGACCUCUCCCCCUUCCUCCCGGACCCUGCCUCUUUGGGCGCACACCCCUCCCCAUCUGUACAGACUCCCCUGUAAAUAAUUGUCCGGUUAGCCCCCGUUAUCAUUGGGUUAGCGAUAUUAUUAAAUGAGCCCACCCUUUAGCCUUGGGACGAUUGUAAGUUAUUCCGGACCCAGAGCGACAGUUCUGUACCAAACCCUUAAUAAACGUAGAAAGCCUCCGCCCGUCGUCUUCUCUGCCUCGUCCACUCCUGAGCCGCUUCUCUCAUCCGUGGGGGUGGAAUGGGGCUCGAAACGGCCCUUCGUGGAAACUGAAGGGAAACCCAAAGGUCAUCCAGCCCAACCCCACUUCUCAACGGAGAGGUAGAAUCCGUGGAACUCGUACCCUGUGUGUGCCUGAGGAGGUGUGUCUCUCUGUGUGUUUGUGUGUUGGGAUCACUCGGUUUUGAGAGCAGCCCUCUGCCCAUGUUCAGAGGUGCUCUGCUUCCUUCUCGUAUUUGGCGUGGGGGGGUUUGAAACAGAACUCUGAUUCCAAGGAGUGCCUGAGAAGGACCUAGAUAGGCUUCUCUUUUUGCCCUUCUAUGUCGGGGUACACUGCUCCUCUCAGUGGAGGCUCCACUGAACCAUUGCAGCUACAAUAACCCCCAAGAGGCGGAUGUGUGUUAAAACCACUUCUAAAGAUGUCUCAGCCGGUGC
This is a messenger RNA of Podarcis lilfordi (Lilford's wall lizard), 79270 nucleotides long. NCBI's taxonomy places the organism in Eukaryota, Metazoa, Chordata, Lepidosauria, Squamata, Lacertidae. The record is from the annotation of a GenBank genome assembly.